UGCAGUCUAUCCAAUUGCACGCGAUACUUGGUCUGCGCCGACGAAUAGGCAGUCCUUUCAACAAGGUAGGCGAAGGUAGGCCGUUCGCAGUGCUCGGUUCCGCUGAAAAUUAUAAGCGGUGCUUUUGACUCGUCUGCGUUGCAUCGCCUCUAGCUUUCAAUGUUAUAAUCCUUGCUGCACUGGGGUAAAAGAUUGAAGCGUGGAAUUCGACGGUCAAUCUCCGUAACGGUGAUCCCCAAGAGGAAUCAACAUGACGAAAACAACGCGUUUUUUAUCUUUGUGUUUGCUAUGGAUUGCAAGCUUUGCUGUACAAGGUAAGAAGAAAAUGCUAUAGUUCUACAAAACUUGAAAAAUACUUUUAUGACUGGCAAGAAUCGUGCGAUAGCGACGAAAUUCUGAUAGAAAUUUUCCGCGCCUUCGAUGAAUUAGUUCAUUGAGGUAAAGAUGAACAAAGCAUGACUGUUUUCAUCCGGUGCGUCACACAUUCAUCAUAGUCCCUGGAAGAAUGAUUUAUUGUAGCAUUAAUCUGCUAGUUCAUUAGUAGUUCUUCGUCGGCCUUUGUUGAUUGAAAGUCUUUAUAUCGCUAAUUUAGACUACCUGAAGACGUUUGUCAUAGAUUGGCAAAACAGAGAAUUGUAGUUCAGUGGCACUUGUGCACUCGACAGAACGUCUGUUCACGUGGUCUAGUCUGUUAAAUGUCUUCCUUUUCAUAGUUUACUUGUAAAUAUAUAUGACUUUAUUCUUUGUUGCCUCCUUUUACUUUGGAGUUUUGUGGUUUUUCUAGCUUACUCUAUUAAAAAUUUGUAAACAAUUAAUCAGGCUGUCAGCACGAGUGAGCAAAUGAACAUGUAAGUGCAUUUAUAUAAAAGUAAAUAUUCCUUGAAAGAAACAGACCCGUUAUUUUAGUUUUAUAAUCACUUUUAUCUUAUUUACUGUUGACAUGAAUCUCAAUUUAUGUAUUAGGUGAACUUACUAUGAUUUUUAUGGGAACACAUGCCCGCAGAUACAUUUCACGUCAAAAAUUCGAACCGGUCCUAAGCUAUUUGACCUUUCAUAACUUGGCUUUCUUUCUCCUUUGAUUGACUUUCACUGUUUUGUAGGUAAGCGCCGACCAUGAAAAUACUGAGCAACUGCAGAAAUUCGGUAGUAUGUUUUGUGUAUAUGCAGCGAUGAUAAAUAUAUUAUUGUGAAGAUACGCGCGCCCGCGCGGGCCCGCGGUUUUGAAACGUCACGCAGGCACUAGAAUCUGUCACGCAGGUGAUCAGCAAAGUUUUCACGUUCAUUUUUUUUUUUUUUUUUGUUUCAUCAGAAGACAGUAGUGAUGUGGUAAGUAUAUGAAGAAUGAAACUUAAAAUUCAAACUACUAAAUUGCAUUUUGCAUGGUUAUACUAGAAUUUUUGUGAUCUGUAGCAAUUCUCUACGUUCUUUUGACAGAUUUUGAGCAGGACCAAAAGACAGUCAGAGUGAGUUAACAGCUUUUUUAUUCUAAAUUUAAUUUGCUACCAGUUGUUCUGUAGGCUGCAACACAGUCUGGAAGCCAAGAGAAAAAAUAGUAAGGUCCAAAGAGUGACAAACAUUUCUUCAUCAACACAGAUAAUCACACUUUGAUCCUUUAUCGUAUCUUUUAUUUAUUUUAACGAAAUAUAUAGAAUUGAGUCUUAACUUUUCAUGCAUGUUCUUUCAGAUCAAGGACCUACAGGCUACCGUCUAAUCCUCCUCCACCAGAUAUUUUCACUAAUUCGGUAAGAUGAGAAAUUAAACAAAUGAUAAUUUCCUUAUUAAAUGGACAAAUAUAUGUGCAAAAAUUUCUGACAUAAAUGUGCUAAAAUUAUGAGGUAGCUCUCUUUCCUUUGCAUACAAGAAUGACUCUUGUUUCUUUUGUUCCUUGCAUAUUUGUGUAUUUUAAAAAUUGCAUAUUAAUUGGUGCUCCCGGCUUUAUGACUGCCGGCAUGUGUAUAAGCACAUACUGUUUAUGGAAGAUUGGUGUUGUGGUGAGGUUAUAGAGAAUGUUUGAAGUGGCAGCUCCAGGAAGUGUGCUUUGCAGAAGUGUUGAGGGAUAAAACAAGUGAAGACGGAAAACAUGGAACUAUUUUAAGGAUAGCUUUAUAAUUUAUGGGGGAAGGGGAAAGGAAGAGUCAUUUAAGGCAUGCAAGAAAGCAAAUUAAGUAAUUUAGGUGCACAAUUUCUUCUCUCUCUUAAUGGGAGACACAAUUUUUAGGCUAUUUGAAGAACGAUUCUUCUUAUUAUCUAGAAUUAAUCUUAUAAUAUAUUUUGAUCAUUAACAUCAUAGACUCUUCCCCCAAAAGGCGAACCUGGACUACCAGGAGACCGUGGGAGAUCUGGACCACCUGGAAUACCAGUAAGCCUCUACUGUUAAGUUGUGAAUUUUAGAUGACUGAUUUUUGGAACCUGGAAACACAACAGACGUUUUUAGAUUGCAUGUUUUGUUCUCCCAUUUCAGACAACAAUUAUGUGAAAUGUACGUUCACUUCAUUUCUACCCCAAAAUAAUAUUAUAUCCAUAGGGUUGCAUAGGGCAUCAUAUCUAAUGAACCCCCUUUAAAUGCUGCUCGAUGUAAACUGCUUUUGCAUUCAAAAACCAUGAAUUGUACCAGCAGUCUCUUUGCACAUGGAGUAUCUCUUUUAUUCUGACACAUUCAAUCCCCAGUCAUCUCUUUGCAUCCAGUAGUGGAUCACAGGGUCUGCCCUGCCCAAACGCAAUUAUAUUAGACAAUUUGAGGUUGAACGGGAGAUUGGGUUGUUACCGCUUUUUUCGAUAGCUUUUGCGGGAACUGGGUCAAAAUUUGUUCCCCAAUACAGUUCCAUGGUCAGUCCAAAUACCCCUAGUCUCAAGUGAAAUUAGUUUGAGUAGAAGGUAAUAUAUUUUUUAACACUGCUAUGCAGGGUGAAAAUGGCGAUGCUGGCCCACGUGGACUCGGUGGUAAGCAGGUAAUGAUAUGAAUUAGUUCUUUAUUGUUUUUCUUGUAAUUUUGAAUGCCCAAAUUAGUCACAAAUAAAACCACAGAUAAUCACGCUUUGAUCCUUCAUCUUUAAGGAAAUGUAUAGAAUUAAGUCUUAACUUUUCAUGCAUGUUCUUUCAGAUCAAGGACCUACAGGCUACCGUCUAACCCUCCUCCACCAGAUAUUUUCACCAAUGAAAAUUAGUCACAAAUAUAGCCAUAAGAUAACUCGCUUAAAAUUAGUUUUGAAAAUGGCUAAUCAAAGGGUUUGCAGCGAGCAAAAAUGUAUUUUUGUUUUUACAGGGUAAUCCAGGGACCCAGGGUUCUCAAGGCUCACCUGGACCUCCCGGGAAUGCUGGACCAUCUGGUAUAACUCUUAUAGGGGUAAGUUCAGGCUUUGUACAGGUAAGCAUUGGGUAACAUCGGGUGGAGCACAGCAGGACACCGUCGGGGGUUUCACGGAAAUCAUUUUUCAUAGCCUUACUGGUACAGAACCCUACUUGCCUUUUGGAAUUGCCAGAAAAACUAAUGAACUUACUACACAGUAAAGUUGGACAUACGUUUUUCUUCAUGACAUUAACAUUGGAUGGAGCAGGGCAGGACACCUUAGGAGGUUUCAUGGAAACCGGUCAUUUUUCGUAGCCUUAAUUACUGGUACAGAACCCUACUUACAUGUACCUUUAGGAAUUGAAAAAACUAAUGAACUCCUAAACAGUAAAGUUGGACAGAAGUUUUUUUUCAUGAAAUUUUACUGAAAGGAACAAUCUCACUUCAUGCGAUGUUACCCAAUACUAAUCUACAGUAUUGUAUAAUUGCGUUAUAUGUUUUGUUAAAACUGUUUGGAUUGCAGAUGGAAGACUGGGCUAUUGAGGGGUGAACAUUGGGCAAGUUGGCGGGAAGGGAGCAAGCCAGAGGGAGGUGGUGGUGGUGGUGGUCUUGGGGGGAGGGGUUCAGAAUUUAUUGAAUUUGAUUUACGCUAUUGUUGUAGCAGCAAAACGAGUGUCAAUACUUUUUGAAUAGUGGAUGUUUUUCUUCAGGCACCAUCUGGAACGCUUUUAUCACAAGAUGAGAUAGACCAAAUCUUGCAAAUAUGGACGUCUAUGCAGAGGCAAAUCGUAAGUCCUACAACCAUGAUUGUAAUAAAUGAAGAGACGAUUAUCGCAGUAAAAAGGCAGCUUUAAUAUACAGUUGCGUAAAGAAAGCCUGAAAGCCUCAAAAUAUUUCUUCAUUCCACUGUUAAAACAUAAAAUUCCGAUAUUCAUCAUUUCAAUAUGAUUCUAGUUUGGUAGGUUUGUUAAGUAAGUGAGUAAUCACGUCUAUGAGUGAUGACCUCUUUUGACAGAUUCAUUAUUCAUCCUCCUUAAUUAAUUACUGGCCCUUUAAUAUAGUCUCCUUCAUUCUUUGUCACCUUACAGAACACCUUCAGCGUUACUGAAAAUUAAAGGCUUUUGCUCCCAGAUGCGUAAUCUACCCGCAAAGUUGCCCUAGUUUGGUGUAUACGUGCGUUAUUCUUGAAAAGUUAUGUCCUCUGCUGCGGAGAGCCGCGGGUGCAGAAACUUCCUUUAUACAGAUAUAUUCGGCUGGCUAAUUUAGUUAAGAUUAGAAGUCUCAUAGGACUGUUUAAAAUUUCUAUGUUGUUGUCGAUAUAGGGAACUUAUGGAAGGAAAGGACAAAUCGGGGCCAUUGGACUUAGUGGAGAAAUCGGAGCUCAAGUAGGCAAUGAAUUAAUAUUAUUAAACAAUUGAUUCCAUUUUCCGUGUGUAUGUUCAGAUGUAGAUCACAGGUGACGUCAAAAUGUGGUAGAACAAACUAACGCGGCAAAGGUGCCGCAGAGGAGUGCAUAAGUCACUGAUGUUCUUAUGUCCAGUACAUAAUCAGUUUCCUCCAAAUUGCUAUCCUGGCGUCUUUGUAGUUCUGAAAAAUACGAAAAACUAAUUGUUACGAUGUUUAGAAUUUGUAUUAACAUGUGCUCCUCUGACCGUAGAGAGAUUUGGAUUCACUUUUACGGCAAGCGGCAAACGUAAGAUUCCGUUUGACGCUUUCUCAAAGUAGGAAAUGAGCAGCUAAAAUUCUUAUGGCUGAACUUAAGAUGAAACUGCUUAUUUUUGUGUAGAUACAGUCGAACCUUCAGGUGCGACCACCGCCCGUAAGCGACCGUGACCACAUUUUGGGAUGACUGCCUUAAGGUUGAUUUCCACUGACGCGUUUUUGGCUGCGCACGUUAACGCACGUAAAUUUUUAUUCACGUAAAUAAAACAGAGGGAAGAUAAAAAGUGUAGAGCUUAAACGAGAAGUUAAGCGAGGUUCAAAUUUUACGCUUACGAGCGACCUUUCAUGCAUUGCCUCUAUUUUAUUUGCGAACGUAAAUUUUACGCACGUACGCGCGUAAAAAUUACGCGACACUGGAAAUCAACCCUUGGAACUUUCCAUUGGUUUCAUCUUCUUUUAAGCGACCAAAUAAACCUUAAAUUGAUCUCUAUGCUCGUUGUUUGGACUACACUACUAAGGGAAUGCGAUGUACUUUUAGUUGAAGUCAAACGCCAGUGGUCGUCAUAAACGAACCUAACUUUUUAAAAAGUGAUCUUGAAUUUAUUGCUGCACUUUGCUUAUUUUGGAAUUUGUUUGUUUGCAGGGUCUUCAAGGAGAGCGCGGACCCCGAGGUGCUAAGGGAAUCAAAGGAGAAAUGGUCAGUCGAAUGCUUGGAUUUACAUUGCAGUGGCUUCCAUAGACCCACCGUAAUCAAACAUAACUUAGAAGGCGGAAAUAGUUCUGUUUCUGUCCCCAUGUUGAGCGCGCGAAACACUUCUACGUAAGGCAAACGCAACCGUUUCUAUUUUCGGUCGUGCUAGAGUGCUCUUUUUUAGCUGUUCAUAUACCUGGAAGGUUAACGCUACGUCCUGAUCAUAUUUUUUACAGGGGCCUCUAGGUGACAUAGGACCAACGGGAGACGUAGGAAGGCCCGGGAAGAAUGUGAGUAUUUAAACUUAUUUUAAAAGGUAUCCGGUCACCUCGCCACCAAAAAUACAACUUAGCUUUACUGUAUUUAGAAGUCCCAAGUAUAAGCAACAAAUUAAUGAAAAAAACUUUCAUGAACAGAAAUUUUCUCUUAACAGUUGCUUAAUUAUUGUUAUCAUGCUUCAAAGAAAUCACUGUUGAUUAUGAAACUUCUUUAUCUCUCAAAUGUCAAAGUUUUACUUUCAAUGAACCUAUUACCCAGUAUUUGAAGUAUUAAGAGCAUAGGAAGUUCAACGCAAAGAACUUCAAUUAGGGUCGACAGAUUUGUAUCUGAAUCGACUUCAAAUUAGAAUAAGCUUGAUGAAAAAGUAAAUGUGUCAAUUAUUUCCGAGUUAUUCGUUGGUGGCGAGUCGACUUCUUGGCGGCGAGCGAGAUGACCGUAAAACCAACUUAAUUACCUCGAGUUUACAGAGGCUCAUACCGUCUUUUCGUCUCAGGAAAUUCCUCCGAAUAGGGUUGGUACACACUUUCGUUUUUCGCGUUUGCACUCACUUCGCACAGCGGAACAAUAAUGUCCCACCGCUUUUGUUCACGCUUUUAUGUUCACUUUUUUUUGCCGUCGAUACGCAACCACGACGUGAAACGUCGAAAUUUCACCUUUUUUUGAGGAGAGACAGGAACACAAGACAACGAUUUUCCAAUUCUAAUAUUUCUUAGACUUAGAUACAGUCCUUGAGAAUUCAACUCCAGAAAAUAUCACCAACAUCUGACAAAUUGAACGACAUGAAAUAAGAACGAUGAAUUUUGAAACAGCGCAGACUCACUUUUAAAGAGACAUUUUCGACACCGUAGUUGUCGUCGUCUUUGCUUAAGCUCCCAAAUUCCGCCCUGCUGUUGCCUCUUUAGUAGAAAUCAGGGUCUUGUGUGGAUUUACAACACGAUUUAUUAGUCCGUUCAGCAUAUACUCAGUUUACAACUUUUUGUAUCUCUUGAAAAAACGUAACUCGCCGGUUGACAACAGUAAAACUGGAGUAAAUAUGAGACUUUUUCCAUUCCACCUAGGAAUGGUAACGAAGGGAACAAUAACUUUAAAGAAACCGUCACAUGCAAAAGCGUUUUGCAGAGUAGUACGAGCGUUAAAUGUAUAAAAACUUAAACACUUGGCUUUGUUCAAAACUUUUUGUAUCUCUCAGCAAACGUAAUCCGCCAGUUGACAAUAGUAAAACAGAGUUCAUAGGGAUUUAGUCUAGUCCUCCAUAGCUGUAGGAACAAUAACUUUAAACAAACCGUCAUAUGGAAAGGUUUUUUACAGAGCAGUAGUGGAGUUAAAUGUAUAAAGACUUAAACACUUGGCCUUGUUCAAAACCGCCCUCAACGUCAAUUAGAAAAUCCUCCUCGUCUGAAUUUUGAUUGGAUAGUUCCUUCUCUUGUUGACAUGAAAGGGAGUCGAACCACUGCAUUUCUUUGGGGAAAUUUCUCUCCCACAAAAUUUCAGUUGAGCUUGCAGAAUUUUGAUAAUGGCUUUCCAUGAAGCUAUCAAGAAACAUGGUCCCUGUCUUGGUUUUGUCCGCUAACUGUACCGUCUCCGAUUGUGGUUUAUCAAAACGUUGCUUCUCUUGAAUUUCUUCAUCGCUGUUAACUGUAUGUGUUACGUCGCCGAAGUCUCUGCGCAGAGGAGAAUUUUUUCUUGGCAGAGCUUCCAAACGCUCUAACUCGUUGCUCAGCAGCUGAUUCUGAAGACGCAUUUCUUCGAUAUCUACUUGAUACCCAACCAUUUUUUCUUUGGUCGCUCGGAUGUAUUUUGCCGUUUCUCUUAGAAUUCCAGACCUCGAUAAUUUCUUCCCCGAAACCAAAGUCGGCACAGAUUUGCGAAGUGUCUCAAAGCACCCUCGAAUCACUCCUCGUCUUUUCUGUUCCAAAGCGUUAUGAUGCGCUCUUAUACCCGGCGUAUUUCGUGACUUCACAUGAAGCUUUCCUUUCUUUUUUCCAUUAUUACUCUGGUUAUGAGAAGAAAAGUAGAAGUCUAUAGUUUCAGUGCUGCUUGUUGUCUGCAUUAUAGCUGUUUAGCAUGCAGAUCAGAUGUUUGUACACACAUCACUGGCUUGUAAUCACGUGGAGACGAGGAGCGUGCGUUUUGCACGCUUAUACCUGGUGCCCGCUUUGGUUAAUUAUGAUUCCCAAGAGAGCAAAAACGGAGAAGACGACGGCGGCGAAUUCUCGCUGUCUCAAACUUCAUCGCUACUAUUCUACAUAGUUCAACUGGUCAAAUCUUAUUUUGGUGUAUUUUUCUGGAGUUGAAUUCUAACGGACUGUAUCCAAGAUUAGAAAAAAAAAAGACAAUCAUUUCACGUGGUGGCCGUGCAAUGACGUAAGGAAAUGUACAAAAAAGUGUCCUGCACGUGGAGAGUUGUUGUUUUGUUUAUCAGGCAUAUUGUUUUUUUGACCUUCUCGUGCUGUCGCCUUUGCUUAUGCUCGCUUGUUACGGACACCAUCUUCGAUUUGCGUAAAGUUUGGGAUUUCUGCAACCCUUCAACUGUCCUUUUCCGACCAUGCCAAACAGAAGAAAAGCAAGGUAUAAAGGCUCUUUUUAUAUGUUUUAAAAUGUGUUGUGGUUAAUCAAGGUAGGUCGUGCCUUUUACGUCAAAAGUAAAGCAUGCAUAAGGAAGACGAACGUACGAAGAAGGUCAUUUUAAAGUAUUCGCAUUUCGUUUUAAAGGGUUCCAGAGACGAAAAUAAUUUAAAGCGACUCGCGCACUCGGAAGAGCGGGAAUAAAAGCCACAAAAACCGUAAAAGGAAAGAAAAACACAAAAUGCGAAUUUCAUGGCCAAGGGCCCGUUUCUCGAAAGGACCGGUAACUUUUCGGGUCCAAAGGCAAAUUUUUUAAUCAAAACCUUUUGAAUAGUAGCACAGUUCCUAGCUCAUAAACUGCUCAAUUUUGAUUCUUUAACUGAUAGUUUCAUUGUAUUAUUUUCAAAAUUAUUGAAACUUUGAUCUUCAAUGCAAACACGGCAAACAUAAAACAUUUCUUCGGGCCGGAAAAGUUAUCGGGACUUUCGAGAAACGUGCCCCAGAUAUCUUGUAAGUCUCUCAGAUUGCUAGACUAGCACACAAGUUGAGCUCAAAAUUUUUCUUGAGCGCAAAGCUCGCGCUAGAAAUUUUUUGUUUUUGGUGGCAAAGUGAGCGAGAGCCCGGAGCUCUGGGCCUACUAACCGCAACCUGAAACGAGGAGCGAAGGACUUUGAGAAAGUCUAUCAGAUAGACCUUUUUACCGAUACGGCGGCGAUAUUAAAUUAGGUUAACUGUAUAUUUCUCGGGAAAAGGCGGUCAUUAUUACAUCCAAACACGGCACAAGGAUCUUUUUUCCCAUUACAAUCUUAUUCUAAGAAAACUUUAAGAAAAAAUGUCCCGAAAAGCGCUCGAAAAUACAAACGAAAUGUGCUCAUGCACCCUGGGCAUCCUAUAAUACUCCUUAAAUCGAAUUAAUUCAAUAUGGCCGCCGUAUCGGUAAAAAGGUCUAUUGCCUACUGAGGAUACGUUCACAUGGUACCAGUCGAAAACUCGUACGUUUAGGUGUUCCGUUCACGCUAACCGUACGAAUAUUUGAACGCCUAUCCAUUCAAAAAUUUAAACGCAAAAAUCGAGGUUAAAUUUUUGACCGGUUCGGUCGAAAAUUUGAACGGCAAGGUGUGAACACCUUGACCGGCUAAAUCUUUGAACAGGGAAAGGCGCGGUUGCAUGGAUGCGUGGUAACUCAGGUGGGAGACGCCAUUUUGGAUUUUCUUAAGUAGCGCUCUACGCAUGGACAGAUGGUAAAACCUCUAACAGAAGUUAAAAUUCAACCUGGUUCGACAUUUCCGUGUGAACAGCGCGGAAAUAUUUAACGGUUCCGCGUGAACGAAGGGUCGGGUCAAAUUUUUCAAACCAUCAGCAAUUCGACCGGUAGAAAAUCUUGUGUUUAGGUACACGUUCCGUUCACAAGCAAACACCUUAAACGUACUAAAAUUUUAUACGCUUCGCGGUUCAAAGUUCCGUUUGAACAGAGCAAAAAUAUUGAACGGUCUCGCGUGAAAUUCGUGCGAUGCCGUUUGAACGUGGCCGAAGUCGCAAAAUCGAAAACCGAAAUUCUCCGCUUCCCCAACCCUUCCCUCCCAAUGAACAAAAAACUUCCACUUCAGUGAGGAAUACACCUGACCACCUUCUUACAAGGUUCUUGAAUAAUUUUUUGUUAUUAGUAGACUCUACAUGCGGCGUCAGCGUCCUGAGAUGGCAGGCAAACGUCCUUUGAAAUGAAUAAUUCCAUAAACCUUAGGGAAAUGGCAAUCGUUCCAUACCCUUUCCUAUGUUCCGGCAAUCGUUAAAAUUUUCUCCUGUAAACGUUCCCCGCCCGUUUGCAAUUUUCCGGCCUUCAAAAACGUGGCACACACAUAAGUCCCCCUCUCGCUUGCGAGGGCUCGUUAUCUUUGCUGUUUAGUUUUCGAGCAAAUUGACAAUGGUGUUUUACUUAUAUUCUCAGGGUCCCGAAGGCGCUGUUGGAGAGCCGGGCCCUCCAGGGCCUGAGGGAGAGAAGGUAAGGAUUUUUCUUGUCCACAUGUUUUACUAUACAGUCAACUCUCUCUAAAGGUGAUAUUACACGAGACGAUUCGCAACGACGAUUUUAAGCGCAGCGCAACACAGCGUAGCAAUGUUGAAAUAAUGUUACAAACAUUCUAAACAAUGUCGGAACAAUGUUGCGCUAGAAAUCGUCGUUACGAAUCGUCCCGUGUAACACCACCUUAAGACGAACACUCCAUGACUACGACGAGGAACUUGCGGCGUUAUUGUUUUUUGUUAUCGGCAUAAAUUUAUGCCGUGUAUUUGGGUAAAAUACCGGUAUUUUGAACUCAAUUCGAUUGCGUGGCCUAAAAUUACCUUGAAAAUGUUGAACUAAACUGUUCUGCUGCAUAAAGAAUUUGAAAUACUGACUUUACAUAGCAUAUUUUUCUUAUAUCCUCUGCUCUGCAUCACGUCAUAAAAGUUACCUUACAUUACCUUAUGUUACAUCGCUUCGAGAUUCAUUCAGCCUGUAAACUUUCGUGCACGUGUUCGCUCCAAAACAAUGCAUUCUCUCUUCUCCAUUACGUCAUAAAAGUUACCUUACACUACCUUAUGUUACACCUAUGAACGCACAAAGACUUGGAUACACUCCGUAAGAAUUCAGCUCGACGAAAAUUCGCCUACAUUUGACACACUGAGCGAGGCUAAAUAUACGCGUUAAAGUUUGAAAGAACGCAGUGUAAUAAUUUCUUUAAGACUUCUUUCCUUUUGGACUUAUUUCGUCCUAUUUUUAUUAUGUAGGGUGAUCAAGGACCAAGGGGACAGUUUGGAAUGAUGGGCCGUAAAGGGGAAAGGGUAUUUUGUUGUGUUCAUUUACUUUAGCCUAGCUUCCAUGUUAAUCUUUAAUUUUCACUAGCGUUGUCACUUCACUUAGGCUAGCCAAUGACUGACAGCAACCAGUUCCCAGUUAACCCAUUAAUUAAGCCCUAAGAGUGAUCAGCAUCAAGUUUCUCCUUGUAAUACCAAUGCUUUGUAAAACAGAGUGGUCAUGAGAAUUACGGACAUGAUCACACAAGAUAAAUUUGCUUGAUAUUUUAUCAACUUCUCCCCACUACUUCUGUAGGAAAUGAAUAGGGGCAACAAAUGAGAAUUCAAAUUUUGAUCUUAGGGUUUAAAGGGUUAAUCAUCCCACACCCUGCGACUAGAACCUCCUUUUGUCUUCUUGAGUGUGGAGGAGAAAAAGAGGCUCUGCCUGAAUCACGUCAAACCUUUGAGGUCGCCGCAGGCCAAACGUCUGGGCUUGUAAAUCUUGUUUUCUCUCGCCAAACUGUUUUUUUUCGGUGCGAGCUUUCCGUUUAUUGUUAUUCACUGGUCAUAACCGAGCCCGCUGUAGUAAGCGCGCGGCUAUUAGGCUUGUGUUCGAAACUCUGUGUUAGCAACGUGCCGCGCAUGCUCAACAAAGAUCUUACUCAAUUCAUGCUUUGUCUUUCUCGAGUAUGGCAAAAUCGUACAAGCAAAAGAAUGGCUCUGAAAGAUGAACAUCCCAUCACACAGUCUUUUGAAUAGAUUCCCUGUGAUUAGCCGUUUUAGAUGAAGUCUGUUCCCCAUCUCUUUAUUUUUGUUGCUGAAAAGGUGCUUUGAUUUGUUCAUCUGCAGGGGCCCCGAGGCAAGCAGGGAUCCAGGGGACCAUCAGGGUUACAAGGUGAAAAGGUGAUAAGCCAGCGGCUAAUACAAUAACACGUUUACUCUAAAGAAUUAUUGGAUGAGGCUGAGUUUGAUGUGAAGAAUUAUGCAGAUCUAGGAGAUUGUUAUCCACCAAGGAGGUGAGUGAAAGUCUCUGAGGUUUGCAUAAUUCUUCACAGCAUACGAAAGCCGAAUGUAGAAAUUUAGGGAGUUUGCCUUCAUUGGGACCAGUUGUACUGAGAUCAAUGUCCGCUGUAUAAAACGUUUGCAGCUGAAUGUACAUUGAAACUAUUUUAUUUCUCUUUUAAGGGUGAGCAAGGAUCUCCAGGACCUAGCGGCGCUUAUGGUAUUAUGGUAAGCUUGUAUUCAAUUUGAACAUUGGUUAAGAUAGUAAUGAUAACUGAACUGAGGAAAGUAUAGGAUUCACAUUUCAUUUCCCUUUUUAAAUUUAAGUUUGCAGAGAAGUAUGUAAUAGAAGAAUUUUUUUUCAACUCAGUGGGAAAACGGUUACCAUCCAUUCGAUGGUUACUUUCCCACAAGUCGUAGCUGUAGCGAACUCUUACCAAGAACUCUUACCAAGCGCCCACAGGCCGUCCACUGACCACAAGCAGUGAUGGCGCUCUUUGUUGUCAAGUCCCUUUAAUUGCAUCUAAAUGCAAUGAAGUAAAAAGUGACUUUGAACAUUCUGAUUGUAGGUGUUCUUACUCUAAACGUUGUGGCUGUUUUCUAUGGGUUCAUGACCAGUAGGAAUAAAAUGUGUAGGACUACACCAUGAAGCCUAUUAAAUUACUACGCAAAAAAUAUUUGCCUGUCCAUUGCGAAUACAUUGAAAGCAAUUUGGGCUGCUAAAUCUGAAUUACAUAAAGGGGGUGUGAUUUUAAACUACCAUCAGAAAAGAAUGUUUCAACAGAAGCAACAGACAAGGCUGGAAAAAAGAUUUGCUCUCUUUCGCAGAUUACCGCGGCAAUGAACUUGUUAUUUUUGUUAUUGUUCGAAAAUCUGCCAGCAAAAUCGCCGUAAACUUUUGAGCGAUAAUGCGUAAAAAUCCACAUGCAUAUCGCGACAUUCUGUGCGAUUUGUGAUAUGUUCAAUAGGCAAAACUGGGCCUGUUGCUUGAAAGGAAUGUUAAUUUAUUUAGAUUUAUUGAAUAGUAUCUCAAAGAGCCCCUUUAAAAAUUUCCAUUUUAAGCUAAUACUCGGUGCUGACUGUUUUCUUGUUUUGCAGGGUCAACCUGGUAAAACAGGUGCUAGAGGUCCGAUGGGCGAACCUGGUCCAAAGGUACAUGAUUCAAUAACUCAGAUAACCCGCCUCGCGUUGACGAAAAACUCAUUACUUCCUAAAUGGUCGCCAUCUUGGAUUUCACUUGUGGGAUUUAUUUUAAACCUCUUUGAAAUGUUUCUUCAAAUUACUCACUAGAACACGCACAAGGAACCCCCAUUUCCGCGCUAGUCGAUUUUACCUCCAUAUUGGAUGUAACUCUGUUUUGAUAUGCAAAACAAGACCUAACAGGCAAUUGCAAAUGGAUAGGUAAAUCUAUGAAUGAUCAUAAUCAUUUUUUACAAUAUGGUGCUAUGGAAGGGUCACUUGUCAUGAAUAAAAAUAUCUUUCAUAAAAUGCAGGAUCCUCUUUAUAAAGUGAAAUGUGUGUAAAAAUGUAAUAUGUGCGGAAUUUGCAAUGUACUUACGCAUAUUGCUUCUUACAAAACAGGGAAUGAUAGGAGCUCCUGGAACCCCGGGACCACAAGGACCAAAGGUAUGAAGCCUUGAGUAAAAACUACUAAAAUAUGGAGUCAGCGUCACGUGACGGUAGAAAUAUGUGACAUAUGUGGAGAAAAGGUUUGAUAAAAAGGUGAACAAUCAAAACAUACGAUGCAGUAAAAAAUCCACAAGUAAGAACCAAGUUAGGCUAAAAUUUGCUAGUUAGUCCCCGUCUUUACAAGAACCUGUUGAGCUUAAAAUUUGAAACAGGUUCUUAUUUUCUAAAAUCAAUAAAAACAAUCCUGCACACUUGGGCAAAAGGACUGCGAAAUUCAUGUGGCCUGAGUGUUUCAGUUCUUCUUUCAAGAGUCAAUUUUCAGGUAAAUACUUAUUUGGUAUGCAGAUUUUAUAUAAUGUAAGGAAGAAGCUGAAUACCACUAAGUACUCUGGGCUACAAUGUAUUUUCUUCGGAAAAUGAGAAACUAUUUAGGAACCUAAAUAGUCUAAAUUUGUGCUAAUUGCCAUUUAUGUAAGAACCUGUUUAAGCUGACUUAGUGGGCGAACGGUUGUUUUUACUGUAUCGAUAUUUAAAUUGAAUAGAGCACUGCUUAGGAGCGGAAGAUCUUGUAAGUUCUUCUACUCCGUUAUGACUUUACAGUUGCUUGUUUUAACUGUUUCAACAAAACUAACGAUUGAACGAUUGUAAUGUUUCUCUCCGACGAUGAUCGCUUUUAGUUGAGAUCUCUUCGUACCCCUCGAAGUAAAUACAGUUAUGCGUGGGAUGCUCGAUAAGCAGAAGUUUCGCGCUGUUUCUCAAGGCUGGCAAAUAGUUAGGGCGAGAGAGAGUUAUUGAUGUUUCUGCUUUUUUUGUUUUUGUUUUAGGGAGCCGUUGGAUCGCCUGGACGCCAAGGAAUUACAGGCGCGAGAGGGCCACGGGUAAGAGUAUAGCAGGGAAACGAUAUAUGAAUCAUUGGCAAUUAUAUGAUUGGUUCCGCCAAUGACGCGAAUCUUGCGUUGCGAUCGGAGUAUAUUUCUCGCUUUGUCCUGCAAAGAACGGUUUUUUGUUUUGGCCGUAAAACAAAUCUUUUAUUGACCAAGCUUGUUCGGUUGAGAUGGCUGGUUUUGUCUUCCUGUUUAUUUUUCUGUUUUGAUUUUUAAAACCUUUCUUUGACCUUAACAUCGUCUCGGUCCAUUAAAACGACGAAAAAGACCUUGGCCAAUAUCCAGCCAUCGUCACCUCAAGCUCGGUCAGUAACGCAUAUUUUAAAGGAUAUCUAAAGCACUACACCACCGGUUCCCUAUUUUUUCAGUCAUUUAAUCUAUCAUAUAAAUUCUAAAUUAUGGUCUGUUUUGUGUUUUAAGGGUGACCCUGGUUCCGAUGGCCCCGCAGGUGAACCAGGCCCCCAGGUAAGUUAUUCUAGCCUGCCGGUGACUUUAAGUUUACUGGCUCAUCACUUCUGAGACGUUUUUACGAUGGAAUGUAUGGACUUACGAACAGAGGCAGAAGGUGGUUAAAUAGGAAAUGUCUAUGCAACGAGGGCCUGUUUACAUGGAUGUGGGGGACCCCAGUUAGGUGAGGUAACCCAUUUAGGUGGGGUAACCCGCCUGUCCAUUACAUAUAAUCUCUCAUAUGGUCACCCCACCUAACAUGUAAACGCGAUCAAAUUAAUAUGAGAGAUUGUAUGGACAGGCGGGUUACCCCAUCUAAGCGGAGAUCCAUUAUCAUACAUCCGCACGUUGCUGGCAAGAAAUUGACUCACAGUUACGUAUAGAUGUACCUGCAAUGACAUGACAUAAGGUGUGACCCUAAAUAAGAAAGGAGUAAUCCUUCAAUCCACCGGACACGUUUGACUUUUAACGUAAGGUCAGUUCAAGACAGUAUAAUUGUAACCGCGUAUUUUGAAUGUCAGCAACUUUCUAGUAGUCCAAUUAAUUUACAGUUGUGGGCUUAGUUCCUUAGCUUUUGAUUGAGCGUGAGGCUGAGAUUGACCGUCGUUUAUCUUCUGACACUAACUGUACCCCCCUCCCCUAGGGCCUACCAGGUGCUCAAGGACCUCAGGGACUACGUGGAAAUCCAGGAAACCCUGUAAGUACUUUGCACUGCACGAAAUACUUUUUAUGCCACUCGCCUUUGCAUCAGGGCGUGAAGUCGUCUUCUACUUUGGGCUGUCUUUGCCUUUAGUCACAAGUGAUACGACUUUGUCUAGUGUCUAAGGUAGAGCAAAGUUGUCGUCAAAUAUGACACAGUUGUGUAAAGGUACCUUUGAAGUGUGUCAAAUGUAUAAUACUUCUGGUUUCACGCCUAUGCCGCUUUAUCGUGCUUCGAGGCCUCUUGCUAUCAAACUGUCACAUUUUUGACGCCAAUCAAACCUGAUCUAAGGCAACCGUGCGUCUCGUUUCAUGAAUCAGCUCGAAAGGAGGCUCUCUGGGGCUGGGUUCCUGAAAAGCCAAUUAGCGCUAAUCCAGGAUUAAAAUUUUGUUCCGUUUUGUAUUUUACCUUCCUGCGUACUGCUUAGAGUAAAAUUUUGUGUUAUCUGCAUACAUGACAUUUAUCUGCAUACAUGAUGUUUGAUUUUCUGCUUACAGGGUGCACCAGGCCCUGAUGGACCACCUGGAGAAAAAGGAGAGACUGUAAGUUCUUCCCAGUUACCGGCUGACAGGGCGCAAAAACCGCAGAUUGGCUAGAGGAUAAUGACGUAAAUUGGCUUUUUCGCUUAAUUGCGCCUGCGCAAAACCCGAGAAAUUGAAAAUCGAAAGAAAACAUAGCGGCUACGCUAGAGAGAUGCGAUAAACUCUACAAGACUGCUGUUCGAAGAAGAAAAAUUGAUCAGAUAUUGCAAGAAAACUUAGACGACAACAUCUUCACUCUUCGGUUGCUAAAUGCAAAUUGUCUCUAUCAAGAAUAAACUUUAAAUCGAGUCUUUAUCAAAUUAAAAUAUAUCUAGGGGUGUAUUUGUCUGUAUUGUUGUUGUUGUUGUUUUUCAUAAAACUACAUGAAGACUGUUAAUAUGGACAUUCAGCACUUUUUCGUCAUUUGGACCUCUAAACUUUCAUUUCAUGAACGUGAUCAUCCGUUGCAUUGAUGUCUUUUGAUUGGAGUCAUUUGCUUUUUCACAGGGUCCCCCAGGCUCCCAAGGACCCCUCGGACCACAGGGUUACCAGGGUGUUAAGGUACGACAUUUCAUAACUUUACAACACUCUACUCAGUGGCGGUAGUUGUUUUGAGGCGGAGUUGCUUAAGCAGUCAUUUCUGAAGACGUUGUUCUUUGCUUCUCUUUUGUAGGGUGCCACUGGAGCAGAAGGACGAAAAGGGCAGAAGGGAGAAUCUGUACGUUCUGUGUCGUUUUUCUUAAUUAAGACAUUCUUGUGCUCUGUAUUAUGAUGCAGGCUGUAAUUAUGAGUGAUGACUUACGCUAACUCAUGUAGGGUAUCCUCCCCUAAAGCAGCUGACUAUGAAAACGCUACAAGUUUGAAUUAUACAAGAAGUACGACCAGAUCUCUUUAGUGUGAUAAAUAUUCGUUUAUAACCGUGGAGGUGCAUCUUUCUCUUUACUAACAUGUGUGUAAGAUAGAAAAGUAAUCAAGGGCAUGUAUCAUUAAUGUUUUUAUCUUCGUCUACAAUUUAAACGUGUUGACUUUCAUGCUAUACUUUACUAUAAUUUUUCGUCUUCUUUCUUGUGUGUGCUUCCUCUGCGAAUAUUUUGUGAAAAGUGUUGUUUUUGUUUGACAGGGCGAGAGAGGCCCCGAUGGUGCUAAAGGUUUCCCUGGUGCGGCUGGGGAUAAGGUAGUUUUAAGACGUAGACAACAUUGAAAUAAAUAACGUUCUUGAUAAGUGAAAACUACCUAAAUAAGAUUAAUGAUUCCCUAUUCAUAGAAAAAUCCAUUGUUUGCACAUUCUGUCCUUUUCUUGUCAACUGCAGUUUGGUUACCAUGACCUAGGCAGUUAAAAUUUCAUGGGCCGAUAACAUUUUCACUAGCUUUACAACGGCCCGUUUUGACACGCCCGAUUACAUGCUGCUUGCGAUAGGACAGUUUGGUGCUUGUAACAGCAAAGUAAAGCAGCAAACAAAAAUACAAAGAAGCGUUUUGGUAUGGACAAAAUUAUUGUGAUGAUUUAAGUAUGUAAGUUAUUAGUGACUUAUUGUAAUCUGGGUAUGUUUUGUGCAGGGACCGGCUGGCACACCUGGAGAGCGUGGGGUACCUGGAGCGUCAGGAGCUCCGGUAAGUUGAUGGGUUUAACAACGCGGUGGCGACCCUGUAAGUUUCAAGAUUUGUAUGAAUUUUCAACACUUUGUCUGCAAGGUCUUGAAUAUGUCAUUACAAAACGUGAAAUUAAGAAGUUUCACGUCGUAGUUUUGCAUUUGAACGAUGGCAAGGACGUGUGUAAAACAAUUACAGGAGAAAAAAUUCACGGGUACUUUCGGCAGUUUGCUAUCAAGAAGAAGGACAAAAUUAUGCGGAUUAAGAGGUCCUAAAAUUCAUGAGUUGUAAUAUUUCAUCCCUUUUUCUGCAUUUUUCAUUUUCUGAUACAAGGGCGUCAUGGGAUUACAAGGAUCAGCUGGUGCUCCAGGGCCUGUGGGACCAAAGGUAAAAUUGAACGUCUAUAAUGCCUCGUGCUUGUUUUAGAUAGAUGGGCAUUUGUGCCUGAAAAGGAAAACUUCUGUACCGUAAAUUCAAAUGUUUAAAUCAAUCUGUUUAGAAUUUUUUGCAAGCCUCGCUAGUUAGGCUAUCGAAUUCCACGUGGAUCAACAAAUGUUCCUUAACAGUAUUGAUUUUUUUAAUUGUAGAUGGGUGUUUCUCUCCUUGUGGGAGGGGAGGAGGCAAGCGUAUAAAACACAUGCGCAGCUUACCGGUUGUCACUUCUUUUGUUUUCCAAAACACUGGUGAAAAGAACUAGAGAACAUAAUACUACAUGUAGUGUUUGAAUCGUGAAUGAUAUUUUCUAGGGUGUGAUGGGGACGCAAGGAAUUCCUGGCAUGUCUGGCGAAAAAGGUGCUAAGGUAGUGAUUCAUUUUAUGAGUUUUCGAAAAAGUGUUCUUUCGAAAUCCAAACACCUUGAAGUCGGUCUUAAAAAAUCGGCUACGCCUUGUUUUCAAGUCACUUUUCAGUAGUAUGGAGCGUUUUCACUCACUUUGCCAGCAUCUAUGCAAAUUUAUUGGAACAAAAGGAAGCGUUUGCAUAAGAAAAGAGAGUUCAACUCCCACGGGACUGCUUUGGGACACCAACGUGGCCGCCGUUUCAUUGUUUUGGGACACCAAUAUGGCCACCGUGACGUCAUGUGCAAACGCUCUAUAUUGUAUGGUUACUAUAGUUAACCUCACGUAUGUGCCUAUGAAUGAAAGUCGAAAAUGAUUUUGACCAAACAAACUUAACUAAUGUACCCACAAAUGUGCGUACUAUAGUAUUCAAUUCCUCUCUUCAGAUGUGCUAAGAAAACUGUUUAACUUGAUUUAUUUUAAAAUAGGGCAGCGUUGGUCGAACAGGAAGACGAGGGCGUCGUGGCCUAAGGGGUGAUAAGGUUUGACAUUUUUAUGACUUAUCUUUUUACUUUCAGUUGUCUGUUUCUGAGAAUUGAGACAGAACUAGGUACAACUAUUUCCUGCUCACACCGUUGUACCAACCUCCCUCCCCCUUGCGUUUUUUCCCGUGACAGAAUAUUUUGAAGCGAUUAACCUUUAAUUCCUGACAGUGGCCAAAGGCAAGAUACAUGUAAUAAAUAAAAUGCCAAUUUCAAUUUUAAAACUCCUCAGACCCAAAUGGUACCUUGUGAAAGUACUGCCAAAGAGGUUUUCUUUGAAUGCUAACACCGUAGGAUUUCGUGCACAGAUUUAAAAGUUACGGUGACAAGUUCUCGUGCCAUAACUUGGUCCAGGGAUGAAAGGAUUAAGUCCUUAUUACUUAGCUUACAAGAUGAUACACUGUAUGCAGUCGGACCUCCCGUAAGUGACCACCCAAAAUGCGAAGGUUUCGUGGCCGCAGAACAAGCUUUGUGGUGGGGUUCUUCGAGAAGAGUCCCAACACACCUGCUCUUCGAAAGGGAAUCAUUGCGUACGACUUUUUUCAUUUGUGUAGUUUCAUUUCGUCACUAACGUUUCCUCUUAUACUUUUCUUUUCUUUUGUUUGCAGGGUGUACAAGGUCCUGCUGGCGAGAGAGGAGGUCCAGGCGCUAGGGUUAGUAGUAUAAUAGAAAGGUUUAAGGAGCAGACGUUCUUGAGGUCACGAACGCAACGAUCCUUCGGCACAAAAAUGACGAAAUCUGCGUGUGUAGUUUUUUUACGUGAUGAGCCCCGCGGUAGGAUACCUAAACGCUUUUGAUUAUUGCCAAGUCUUGGCUAAACAUUUGAGGAGUUCAAACUUGGAAACUUGGAAACUGCAGUUUUCAACCACAGCUUCACAUUUACAUAAAUAGCAAAUUGUCUAGUACAGAUUAGCCUGUACUGUGUAAUGUUUCCAGGGCUGCCUUAAAAUUUCAAGUUGUAGGGCUAAUGAUACAAGUAGGCGGGGAAUCCAGCAGCUAGGGAUUUUGUGUGGUCCUAUUUUCUUCUGUUUUUCUACAAAAGUAGGCGGGGGUCACGUUCUUAAUAGCCGGGGAAAAUCCCCGGCCUCCGGCUCUUAAUGGCAGCCCUGGGUUUCACGUCGAACGAAAGAAACGUGUUUCGAUGUAAACUUUUCGAGAAGGUUAUGAAGGUUUUAUUAGUGAGUUUUAUUUGAGUGGUUUUAUUAUUGAAAUAUUUUCGUUGCAGGGGCCAAGAGGAACAAAGGGAAGUGCUGGAGUAUCUGGAAAACCCGGAGUACCUGUAAGUUCAUUUUAAAAGAGCAGUGUCAUGAGAAUUUCCUCGAAAUUUUCGUCUAAGCUAGACUUACGAAAGUACACUUUAUUAUUCUCCAGCGGUAUGGCUUUGAACGAUUUUUUCAGGAAGAAAAAGUCAACCUUCACCAAAAUGCCAUGCACAGUCUAUCUAUUGCAUUUGUAUCUUGACAAAGUGACCGUUUAAUAGAGGUGAAGACGAUAAAAAAAGGGAAAGGAUUUUCGGGACUUAAGAAAGCGAGCGCUUAAUUGAGGGUGAACGAUUAAUGCAGGUCCGCUUAAUACUGGUUUGACUGUACGUUAUUUUUUACUUAUUUUAGGGAUUCCAAGGCAAUAGUGGCGUCCCCGGAACCCAAGGUCCACCCGUAAGUAACAGUGUGUUUUUUUUGGCCAGUUGCCCUUGAAGGCCUACGUGUUUAGCUGGCUGUUUUUGUUGGGCGACUUGCUUAACAAUUGUUCGUUCGCCUAUUAAGAGAGUGGUUUUUUGUUGGUAGUAGGAUUAAAUUCCCUUUCGUUUUACUGGCUGUCAUUGGCUAUGGUACUGAACAGGGAAAACGGCAAAUUAUUCUUUGUGGUGUUCAUUAAUAUAUCUAUUAAUCAUCAAUUUUGUAACUUAAAAUGAUCUCGUUUUAGGGUCCUCUCGGACCAAAGGGAAUUGCUGGACCAAUGGGCACCAGAGGAUCUUCAGUAAGUUGAUAAAAAAGGUUUAUCAGCGAAAGUACAAACUGCAAAUGGAAUAGCAGGAAAUAGAUGAUUGUGUAUGUGAGGUGCAAAGGAGAGACGUAAACAAAUAUUGCGAUUGGGAAGAAAUACGGCUGAUAAUCUGUGUGUCCAUUUUUGUCUAGUUUUGCACGUGUAUUUCUGUAGUGUAUGGAACUGUGUAACAAUUAAAGGACUGUUCCCUUGUGGUAUUUUUGGUUAGUGUAAGCCGUCUCCAAAGGCAAAAGACAGAAUCAGUUGAUAAAUAUUUAUAUUGAUUGUCAGUUUUUGCUUUUAUUUAUGUGUAGGGUCCGCCUGGUGAGUCAGGAGAAGCUGGACCAGAUGGAGAGUCUGGACUCCCGGUAUUGUCCAUUGCACUUGCUGUAUUGUAAAGAUCAAGUUUAUGGGCACAGAAUUGAACACUAUUUAUUUUUUCCUUAGCUAAGAAAAUAAACUAUAAUGUAAUUGAAGGACUUAGCAGGCUCAGUGUGCUGGCUUGUCAAAAUGUUUUGCAUUUCAUAAUUUUUAUUUUUUCCUCUGCAUUAUCUUGCUUUCCAGGGUGAUCCUGGUUUUCAAGGUGCCGAGGGUCCGCCCGGACCACAAGGUCCCGUGGUAUGUUAUCUAACUACUUUAACAUCGAAAGUAAAGGCCUUUUUCCCGAGGUUUAGUAUUGUAUUUUUUGACUGUUAUUAACUAUUUAACUUCUAAAAGCGAACAGCUCUUGCUUCUUGCUUCAGUCUUUUUCAUAAUUGUAUGUUUGAGUGCCUUAUUGUUUUUAAUAUAGACAUUUUUGUUUGUGUGUAAUAUUUAACGUAAACUUGAAAAACAAACAAAAAAGUUAUUUUUUUUUAGUCAUAUUUCGACGGUACAUUCUUCACCCUCUCGAAUUCCUGUCUUCCUCAGAGUCCUUCUAUUAAAUUGCCGGCAGUGGAGGCCAUAAAUAUUUUCACUGUUUUACUUACUUCUCUUUCUUAUCAGUCCUUUUUAUUUUUAUUAUUAUUUAAUUCUUUGUUUAUUUGUUUAGGGUGAAGAAGGUCGAAGGGGAGAUGAUGGAGCCAAAGGUGCCCAAGGAAGACAGGUUGGUUUUCAACGGGAAGUUUGUAAUGGAGGGGUCAAUUUGAUAAAGUUGUUAUUACAAGUGUAAAUUACAAGUGUGGCUAUUGUUUUUAGACACUAAAACGACGGGCACGUAUACAUUACACUUGUAAGUUACACUUAUGAAAGUGUUAUUAAAUGGGCCCCUGCUUUGUGCAUUAAUGCUGUCACCUAAAGAAUAGUUUUUCAUGUUGCAUUGGACUUUCUUUAUUCCAAUAAAAGGGCCACAAAUGAGCAAACUCUCUUUCCUUAAGUUAUCUCAGGGUUCGUACAGGUCAUGGAAAACCUGGAAAGUCAUGGAAUUUAAGCAUUUCAUUUUCCAGGCCUGAAAAAUGUGCAAACCUUUGUGUUGUUACUCCGCAGGGUUCGCGAGGAGAGAAGGGCAGUAAAGGCGAGGCUGGAAAGGAUGGUGAAAAGGUGAGUACAUGUGUGGCUUAAGUUGCUGAAGUAUUCGAAAAAUUACAAUUUUUGUAUCUGAUAGUUUUUAUGGAUAAAUUCAUAUUACUCAUUAGUUUUCCUAUAUACUUACAAUUGUGAAUUUGUUCUGCGUUAAUUGCAGGGCCCACCUGGUGACCCUGGCCGAAAUGGCAGGGACGGAGAAAAUGUAAGUGUUCCACUAAGCUCGCAUGGUGUGGUUAAAGUGCUUUUAAUUCUAUGAGAGUUGGCUAAAAUAAAACGUUAAUAAUAGUCUGAAAGGUUCUCUUGUAAAAUGUCAAGAAGGAAUUGUAUCGUGUGGAAGAACGGUCAUAAAAGUUUUUUGUUGUUGUUUUGAAUAGCCAUAUCCAGAAGAAUUCCUCCAUAAUUUCAAAACCAAGAAAAAAAAAAUGUCUAGCUAUCGCAUGCAGGAAAAAAAACAGAUUGCUCUUUGCCACACACUCUCAAUAUAUUUUUCUCCAGCCUUUGCCAGGCUUGCAGAUAGUAGGAUCGUCGCAAAAAAAAAAAACAAGCAGAGCGAAAAUAGGAAGUGCGCGAUCUGGGAAAGGCCUCGUGCGUUUUUCGCAUCACGUUUUACUGCACGAAUGCACGUUACUAUCUUUGAGAGCUUUUGAGGACUUUUCUUUUCCAUUUUUAACAAUACUCACGUCUUUUGCUACAGGGACCACGUGGUUUAGACGGAGCAGUUGGUGACCCAGGAUCACCCGUGAGUAUCACGCCUAGUGUAUCACUUUAGAGCGUUGUCACUUACGUGGCCUGUUGCUAUGCAAAUUUAUUGGAACAAGAGGAAGCUUUUACAUAAGCAAAAGGUUUAAUUCUUAGAGGACUGGCUUGGCACACCAACAUGGAACACCAAUAUGGCGAGGGUGUCGUCAUGUGAAAACGCUAUGCAUUCUCAAUGCACUCAAUGCAGUGCCGGAACUGUGCUGAGGUUUUUUUUACAGUAGUCGUUUCACGUAUAUUUUCAUUUUUAUUUUAGGGAUUACAAGGCCCUCGUGGUGAAGCUGGAUCUCAAGGGAAGAUUGGUAUGAGGGUAAGGUUGUCGUCACUUGUUAACCGUUACAAAGGCCAAAGUAAAGAUUUCAACAAAAAAGAAGAAGAAAAGAAAUUUAAAGCAAAUCUCUUUUCGUAAAAUCCAAAGUUGUAAAUAUUAGCAUGCAAAACGAUACUGAGUUUCGUUUGUUUGACUUACGACCAAAAACUUGAUGUGCUUUUAGCUUCACCUUGGUCGCGUGUUUUAAAAACUUUACACAUAACUGUUACAUUCCGGGCCCGAUAGAAAGAAAACAUAAUUAACUUGUAGCGAACACAAAAGUCAGCCAGAUUUUUCAUUUGAGUCUUUCCUAUAAGGGAGCUUAAGCAACGACGACGACGACGGCGACGGCAACGAGAACUGCUUUUUUGUACAUUUCUUUGUUGUCACUGCACGACUACGACGUGAAAAUGCCUAAUUGCACGUUUUGUAGGGGACGUUAACAAGCGGCGACGAAUUUUUCUCUCUCCUUCUGAAUUUGAGUACGGUCCCCAAGAAAUGAACUCCUGGAAAAUUUGCCUACACUUGACAUUUUCAGCGAAACGGAAUAAACGCGAUAAAGUUUGAAGAAACGCGAAUAUCAUUUUAAAAGUGACGUUUUCGCUGCCGUCGCCGUGGUCGAUGCUAAAUCUCCUUAUUGACUCUAGAAAUCGUAACCUGCAAAUUGGCUGCUACCAAAGAGUAUCGUGCAUUAUCGUGCAGUAUCGUUGCUGUCAACGGAAGACUUUUAGCUUGAUGGCAGAGUUUUCAUCUCAGGUUUGCGGGAUAUUUUUUCUUAAUCACCCAGUCCCUCCCUCAAAAGGAGGAUUCUUUUUAGUAGUCUCGAAUUUAUUAUAUUUAAAUUAAUUACUUUGUUAUGAGUAUAUAAACGGAGGCUUCGCUCUUAGCCCUUGCUAAAUCUGUAUUUUAUGAAUGGUUACUCCAAAGGAUUUUGUCGACAGUUGCAGUUGACAAAUCGUCUCAACAUAAGUUAAUACUUCUUUACACUUUAAAACAGGGUCGCCAAGGGCUGGCUGGACCCACUGGAACACCUGGUGUCCAAGGAGGUCAGGUAAGGUUUCUUGUGCAAAGUGCAUAAAAUGAACACUGAGUAAAGAGUCAUUUUUUAUGGGCAUGAGCUUCGAGCAUAACUUGAAUCUUGUUUGGAACUGCGAGCACUCGAGAAUAAAUCCACUGACUAGCAACGAUAAUUUCUCUUACCUGUUAUCUUUUGCUUUUUAUUUGCAAUUAAGUUGUGUUAUCAUUAGAAGAGAAUGCUAUCAUUCAGGCAGCAUGGUAUAAGAGUCUGAGCGUAUGGACGUAGUUCAAACCAGUCACAAAAUCAUUUAGGUGUUGUACUGAACGUGUGUUCUAUAAGGUGAUGUUAAACUAAGAUCACAGUUAUCCACUGCUCCUUCCGACCCCCCGACCCCCUCCCCCGGGGCAACCUUCGUUUUAAUCAUUCUUUUUGUUUUUUCAUUUAUAUCCAUCUAUUUUCAUUCCCUUUCAUUUUUUUCUAGGGUCCUGAGGGCCCAGUAGGAUCUGCAGGUCCCUUUGGUGAGAAGGGAAACACUGUAAGUACUAAAGAUAUUAACUUCUAUUUUUUGCAUAGUACAUAAUGUCUUAGCUUGUAUGUUAAUUGUUCAGUGGCUUUUGCUAUAGACCUGAACUUCCUAAUAUUGAUCUUUAUUAAUAGACUUGUAAUAUAUUGCUCUUCGGAGUUAUUCUCGUUAGAAGAGGAAAGAAUGUUUGAUCUUAUUAUAAUUGCAGGUCAUCUUAGUUAAUGAAGUGGAUUGGUUGUGAAGCCCGUCAGAGGUCUUUGUUAUAUGGUUUUGUUGGCUUUUUUAGGACUUGACGGUGCAGAACGUUCAAUAGCAUCCCUGUCAUUUUGAUCUUAUUGACCAAUAAAAAUGUCGCAUUAAUUUAUUGAAUCACAAUUUAUGAACAGAAAAAAAAGCACUGAAAGGAAGCCCCCAACUAAACUGCCACACCGUUGUUUUAUAUUCAAUGUUUGCCCGCUUUCAUAACUAGUCUCCUCCACUAAAUAAAUUAUGAUGUCAUAAAUUGGUAGCAACGUGAAGAUGGCUACAUUUUUUGGUUUGCAGGGUGCUGAGGGUGAACCCGGCCCAGUUGGUCCUCCAGGAAGACCAGGAUCUGAUGUGAGCAUACUUAAAAAAGAUAUCCCCGUUUUGUUUUUGUUAUCAUAAGUUUCUUUUUUUAAAAAACGUUAGGGAGUUCCCCAGUUCCCCGGUGGACUGUCUUCAAAUGAUCCGAACAUCAGCAUCCAUCCUCUCUUAUGUUAACGGAAACGUGAGCAUAAUAAUAAUUAUUUAUAAAUUUAAUAAUGUUUUAAUUUCGACCUUGCUCGCCAUAGAGCCUCCAGUAGCCCAGGGGUUAGUGCGUCCGGACGAGAACUCAGAGGGUUCCAAAAUUCCGAGCUUUCUGGCAUAAGAAUUCUCCUUCUUCCAAAUUAUCAAAUAAUGUUGGGCCUGAAGUGCGCGGGAAUUGCUUUUACCACAGUUAUAACUUUACUUUGGCCUUUUUAAAUCUUACACAGCGAACUUGGUGUACUUCCUGUACUUAAUGUACAUUUUCCUUAGGCAAAAAUGUUACGAAAACUGAACAUUACCAAGACAAAGCUCUUUAAAACAAUGAUGAUUGAAUAUUUCCCCUUCCCCUCCAAAAAAAAAAAAAAACAAUGGUGAAGUCCGGCUGGAUCAUUUUUGAGCCCAGCUGAGCAAAAUAUAUCAGGGUGGGGUGGGGGACCUGUCACUCAGGUACCAACUCCGCUGUGCAAAAUUCUUAACACUCUUUGUCCGAGACUAGCUGUUUAUUAGCCGGGGAUUUAAGCCAAUCAGAAAAGAUAAAUAUCUUGAAUGAAUAAUAGCAUUGCUAUCUCUUGAUGCUGCUUCUAAUAGUCCAGUUCGCAGCUGUCUUUAAUCAGGUAUUUGUUUUAAUCCCCAGGGAAUGCCUGGAGAAGUUGGUCCUCCCGGAGAGGCUGGACCUAAAGGAGAGCAGGUAAAGAAAAUGUAGAAUACGACGCAUGGUCCAUGCCUAGUUCGCUAAGUAUAGUGUAGUUAACCCUUUCACUGCCAAACGUGGCCAAAGGCAAAUUUUGAACAAAUUUUGAAAUUCAUUCUCUAAAAUUUUGAGAAAUAAAAAGUAUCAUGUGAAAGUACAGGCAGAGAGCUUUCAUUUGAAUGGUCACAUCAUAGGAUUUCGUCAGCAGACUCAAAAGUUAGCGUCACCCUACAAAACUCUGUCAAACACUUUGGCAGUGAAAGGGUUAAAUGCAAAAAGCUAAAUCCGAGACCUUAUGUCGCGGAUGUCUUUGGUUACAGUUUAGUAUCUGUUCGUCAUAAGACAUUAAAAUGCAGCUAAUAGAGAGAGAGAAGUCGUUACGUCAUGUUGCCAUGGUAGCAAAAUGUUUGGAUCUCAACAAACCGUUGCCCUGCAAAUAUGGCAGAAAAAUAAAAACGAAAAAAUUGUCUUGUGUGUCUUUCCUGUGCAUGAUUGUACUCAGGAACAAAAUGGUAGCCCAUAACUUUCUUCCAUUGUUCAACAAUGCAAAUAGCCGUCUCUGCCAAGAAAGAUUGUUAAGUUCCAGAAAUUUUGCUCCCAUGGUAACGUGACAUCACCCUUCUCCUCUCUAUUCUCUUAUGGUCUUUCAGGGAGAGGACGGCACAUCUGGGAUACCUGGACGAGAUGGAGCCACAGGACUGCGAGUGAGUUGAUAUUUCCUCAACGAAUACAACGUAUAUGAAACAUUGUAAAAGCACAAUGGUUAAUGUCCUAAAAAGGAGUGCACAGAAAGUGGGCUGCAAAAAUUAUCAUCCAGUGUAUAAAGAAGGCCAUGUUGGAGAUAGGGUCGCGGUUGUUUUAGAAAUGCACGUGAAUAAAAGAUAAGGACAACUCUCAUCGAUCGUCGAUGGAAUAUUGUACGUAGUAGUCACCUUCAAACUCUUAUCACUCACCUUUUUUGUUAAACUUAAGGGACCUGCUGGGGAACCAGGCACUGUGGGAUCACCUGGAGAGCCAGGGCCGAGGGUAAGUAUAAGACGUCUGCACUGUGAGUUGUACUAUAUUGUACUUUAUAUUUGUAGUUACAAAUACAGCUGCCUCUACCUGUCGCGGGGAACGUUUCCGGAGAGAAACGUCUACGUUGUGGCCUGAAAAAUUCAAUACUGAUGACGUAAAUCGAUGUUCACAUAAGUUAUCUUCUGGUCAUGGGGUUUUAGACCUAAAUUUUGUUCGAGUUUUUGUAUCCUCUUAUCGAUUAUCGUACAAUUUUGAGUUCUGCUACAAGUCAGCAAAAGUAAAAAACCUUAUGAAAAGCAAAUGUAUUCCUAGGAAAAAAGUGUCUCUUGGUGUGGCGCCUUUCACAUUUGAUCUUAGUUUGUGACCUUUUAUCACUUGUUUGUCAUUCGUAAACAAUAGCUGGAAGAGUGUAUCAUUACGUCAACCAAUCAGAGCUCCUGACCAGAUUUUGGCCAGAUCUACGUCACCAGUGUAGAAUUGUUAUGGACCAAAAUGGAGAUGUCUCUCUCGCGAAACCUCCCACCGACUGGGCUCAAGAGAAGCUGCUGUAUUCGCAGGCUAAUUUUUACUCGGUUAAAAGGAGCAAUGCAUUGCACUUUCAUCGUAAUGGGAUCUGUAUGGGCGUGUCCCGCUUUUUCUUCUCAUCAGUUUGAUUGUUAGGUACUUAAGUUCGUGUUACUGUACUGUAGGGUGAUGCUGGAGGACGGGGACCACGAGGACCGCCUGGGCCAGCUGGUGAACGGGUAGGUUGCUGUGACAUUACUUUAGGAAAACUUUCCUUCUAUGGCAUAGAUUUUCGUUCCCCGUUUUUCUUGCUGUCUUAGCAGCUCUAAUAGAGACUGUUAUGUCUGACUUCAUUUUCAGGGCGCUCCUGGAAAAGAUGGUCCCCCAGGCAUUUCUGGGUCACCCGGAGAACAGGUUAACUAUAACUUAUCUCAAUACAUUUCGUUAAUGAAUUGAAUAAGUUAAGUUAAUGAUAAACUAUAAUUAUCCCUUGGUCAUAAUCAUUCAUCGUAAUCACAAGUAAGCAUUAAGACCUGAAAAAAGGAAGAAGUUAUGUAGCUGGCGCACUCAAAGCUUCGGUUUUCAGAGAAUAAAGCCGGAAAACUGGCGCUAAGUGCGCUCGUAAUAAUGAAAAAAAAAAAAAAAAGCCGGAGAUUAGAAACCAGAAAAGUAAUAAACGGACGAAAAGAAUAUGCGUGUUUACUAACUUAACAAAUGAACUUCCAACAAAAGCCCUUCUCUGUGGCUAACACGCACAGCAAUCACAGUUGGCAUUAAACAGCUCGAGUCACUGUGUUUGAUGACCUGUUAUAGUGUUCGUUGUUUCCUUGUGUUUGUGUCAAUGUAUUUAUGCUAUGUUUUAUAAUGAUAUGAAGAAUAAGUACUGUUUAGCAGUUCGCCAUUUGCACACUUCCCAUAAUACACUUUGUUUGUCCCCAAAAUUUUGCAUUACCUUGGGUUUUGUUUCUUCUGGGUGUUACAUUCUCUCAUCCCGAGAGAAAUUGAGGACAAUGCCUUUAGUGCACACUUUUUUGGGGGAAAAAGGUGCAUUGUGUGGGAUAUGCAAAUGGCGGAUACUAAAGAAUUUUACCAAACCAACCAGAAAAGAGAACUCAAUCUCUCGACCCUAGUAAAGGGUAGUCCUUGCUCAUAAAUAGUGACCUAUUAUGUCUUAUUGGCUAUUUUGAAUUUCAGGGCCCUGCAGGAGCGAGAGGUGUCAAAGGAGAUCGUGGAGAAGCUGGUAGUGCUGUAAGUAAACGGCUGCAGGAUCAGCUCAGUCGGUAGAUCUCUUGACGGCAGAGCGGGAGGUUGCCGGUUCGAUUCCCGGAACCGGAACCAUACUAACUGAGAAUGAAGGCGCUGUCUUUCCCUAAAAACGGCUAGAACUAUGUGUGGCUCGGAUGACCAAGUAAAAUGGUGGUUCCGUCGUCAGUAGGAGACGCAAAAAUAUUAUCCACAAAUAGUACUCUCGCGCCUUAUGCAGAAACGUAGGUAACUGAGAGGUUUUAAGUUAGUUCGGGGUAGUCAUAAGAAGGUGUUCCACUACAUUUUUGCGUUGAUCUUUUUCAUCUUUUGUUUUUUCACUAUCUUUAAUGUUAUUUGUUCAGGGGCCUCAAGGUGCUCAGGGUGGACAAGGUCCGCCAGGUCAACUUGGAUCCAAGGUACAGUUGAGUGAUACAUAUUAAACGCAAGAGCAUAUCUAGGUGACUUACACACGCUUUGGCGCCAGGACACUGCGAACCAGAAGAUAGUGACUUCUCAACGACUAGUUUUCUUUAGAGAGAGAGUUGCUAGUGGUGCUUUUGUUUAGAUACAUUGGGUUAAAAUCUUUCUAGUUCCCUUAAUGCAAGGGUGUGAAAAUGACAAUUCGGGGUACGAAGUCUUUUCAUGUAUCACAUUACUCGCCGACACACGCGUGUUUGCCCUCAAAAUCAUUAAUUGACUAGUGUGCCACUUCUAUAAUCACUACCUUCGCCAUUGCUACUAAAUCGAAGUCAGGAAGAAAUUAUACCCAGACUAAACAAUCGGCAGUAUUUUUGCAUCUUGAUGUUUUUUCAAAUACGUUUUUGUACCCAGGGACCUCGUGGAGCCAAAGGAGCUACAGGGAGUAGCGGUCUUGAUGGUGCAAAAGUAAGCACUUAAAUUGUCAUUGUUAUCAGCCUGUCGAGUGUAAUAGUUUUGGAUAGUAUACAAACAAUGUAAGAACGGUCGUUAUUGAAAAGGACAAACGUGUUGACAACUACUUUGUAGACAAAACGUAAUCUUCAUGUUUGUGUAGAGGUGUGUCGUCAUAUGAUGGUUGCCAUAGAUAGCUACGCCUCCAUUCCGAUUUUGUUCACCUUAUUUUAUCUUUUGUAUUAUGCCCUUGCCUUUAUUGUAAACAUCGUGCUUCUGUUCUCUUUAAGGGAGAGACUGGAGAAAAGGGACCAGCUGGAGAAGAUGGGCCUCCGGGUGCUAAUGUAGGAUAACAGUACUAAAUUAUACAUUUUUGUUUCCUUGAGAAAAACAAUCCUCGCCUUCGUCAUUCAUACUGAUCACAAUGUAUGGAUGGUCAGCGGUCAGAGAUAAUGAUGGCCGCUUUUUUUUUGCGCGGCAGUUUUGAAUACUGAUUCUCUGAGGAGGGGUUUCUAUCUUUAGUUAGUUCUGCUGUUUAAUAAGUCACAGACUUGUAGACUCAGUUGAUUUGUAUGAGGGUUUAUAGAGUAUUACAUGUGACUCAAUAUUUGGUCAUAACUUAGUAAAGAAUGAUUCAAAAUUGUUGAUUACAAUUCUUGGUUGCUGUUUCAGGGGAAGGAUGGUUCACCUGGUGUUUCUGGAAUAAAGGGCCAACAGGGCAGAAUGGUAAGAAGAAUCAUGAUUUAUGCCCCGCGAUUAUCUUUAAAUAAACCGUUUUAAAAAUCAACCUUCCAACCUUGCUUUGUCCCUCUCACUAUAGGGUCCACCGGGACAACAAGGUCCUCAAGGAGCUGCGGGACCCCAAGGUGAUCAGGUAUGAAUCUCCAGCUCUCUACUACUGGUAUAGAAAUGCAUGUAACUAAAACUGUAUAUCUUCCCCUUUUCCUCUAAAGAUGGAAUUAGUCUUAUGGCGAUCCCGAUCAUAUGAGGAAUAGAGCAAUUCCCAUUCUUACGACCACCUUCUUUCCGCCCAAACUUAACGGAAAUACUUUUACAGUAGAAGCUCGGUAACUCUAACUUUGAAGGGAAACGAAAAACUGUUUGUGUUGGCGAGGGGUUCGAGUUAUCGGGGUCGAUUUGCCAUGUUAAAAUUGAUAUUUACUGAUUUUUCAGCACUUAUUGUAUGGUGCAGUGCACAUUUAAUUUAUUUCAUCGGAAACGAUAACUACUGUAGGCAUUUUUAGGAUAAAACGUGAUUUGUUAGUUUCACCAAUCACAACAUCAGAUUGCUUUAGUGUUUACCACUGUUAAUUUUAGUGUUAUUAACAAUAAUUCCUCGAGCCCGAAUGGGCUCUGAGUCAAUAGGCCAUGAGGCCGAAAGCCGAAUGGGCUAUUGACCCAGAGGCCAUUAGGCCUUAUACAACAAGAAAAGCCAAUAGGAUGUCAUCCGAGUGGAGUCAAAAGAACGUAACCAGAAUUCGAGUUAUUGGGGUAAAUUACAGUGACUUUUUGAUCAAGGAAAAGGAAAUUUAGUUCGAACUAGCGGAGAAUUCAAGAUACCCAGGUUAAAGUUAACCAAGUAAAAAAGACUGGAAAGUGGGGUGAAAUCCAAGGGAAAUUGGACUUAAAUCGAGUCAGCGAAGAGUUCGAGUUAUCGGGGUUCUACUGUAGCUUUUUUUGUUUGUUUGCUCUGUAACCUCGUUUAUAUUUCCAUGUUUUCAUGGCCUUUAGGAAUUCGCAUGUUAUGGCGAGAUCAUUUUUCACUCUCACCUAAAAAUCUCUUGACGAAAUCCUAUGAUUUCACCAUUCAAAUGAAACCUCUUGGGUAGAACGUUUGCUUGCCAAAACAAACCUUGUGACUCAUUUCUUUUACAGGGCUACCCCGGCAUGCAAGGCGGAAUGGGUGAUCAAGGACCUGCAGGGCCGGUGGUAAGCUUCAUUUGUCAUUACUUUCUUAUGAGAAUUCUUGAAGUUUUUCUUGUCUCAACUUACAUCUUUUCUGACCCUUUUGAUUGCAUGACUUGUUGUUAUUUUUAUUAGGGAGAUCUUGGCCCUGCUGGUCGAGAUGGACUGGAUGGAGCUGCUGGUCUCCCGGUGAGCAUUUUGUAUACUCUAAACAACGAUCAUUCACAAGUUGCUUGAAAACUGUUUAGGAUCUUUUAUUUGAAAAGCAAAUUUACUGGUAUCUUCUCUGAAUAUUUAAUGAGCCAUACGUACCAAGAAACAAGUCAAAUGGACAAAUAGCCUAAGACAAAGGCACCAGUCUGAUUACCGCACUCCCCACGUUGUGAAAUGUUUGAGUUUUAAGGUGACUCGACCCAGUUUUUUUGGGGGGGUACCAUCCUACUUUGAAGCUCUCUGGUAUCCCCACCUUUACUUUUAUCGUAAGUGUAACACAUAGAAUGGAUAACAUAUAGAUCAAUCUACAAUAUAACAUAAAAUUUUUGGCGAUCGGAGUAAAUGUCACGUGGUUAUAAUGCCACGCCCCUUUGAGGUCUGAGUCGAAAAUCUGCUGUUGCCGGCAUUUUUUCGUGAAAAUCUCUCGGCCACACAUAGUGCGCAUUAGUGCCUUGCGCUGAACAGAGUUUCACCAAAAUCGUAAAGACCCAAUUCGAGAAAUUCAGCGGUUUCCAAAUUUAGGUCAUAAUUUAUGCGAAAAUGAUAAGCAAACUUUACACGGAUUAUAUCUAAUAAACUAUGAGAUUCAUCUCUUUAUUUUGGGCAUCGUUAUAACAGAUAGGUCCUUGCAAGUCAGCAAAACGCUUUAGGGCCUUGUAAAUGCGCGCGAUUUCGAGCAAAGCAAACAUAUAGAAAUUACAGUUUUCGCUAUUUGUUGACGUUUGUCAGCGGUUAAGAGUCCUUCUCACGAAAAAAGCAUUUUCUUAAAAAAUCGUAGUUUUUUUUCCUUUAAAUUUUUUCAGGGCCACAAUUGAUUAACUAACUACCCGGACUCUGAAUUUCAUGGUCAUUGAAAAACUGUGACAUUAUCUUCUAUAAGCCCAAACUUGAGUAAACAUUGAAGAUUUUUAGCGUUUUGGCUGAGUUUGUGCUUUGGGAGUUGUCUAUUGUUUCUAGCCUGUCAUUAUACAGCAUUCUUGUUCAGCACGCGUGCAAUGACCGCGCUUGGCUGACUUCCGAAUGCUCACCGAGAUAUUCCCGUCACGAAUUGGUUUAAUUAUUGGCUUGCAUUAAAUCUAUGAAAAAAUAAUAUUUUUUUAACAGUAAGUAGAUUUAGUGUGUAGCACUUCUUGAUUUUUUUGCAAAGGCACAAGAAGCGCGAGAAUUGAUUAAAAAUUGUGAGUUAAACCUCUAUGUAUCACGCGAUGGCCUGUCUCACUGUACCAAAAUUAUCAUAUCUCGGUGAGCAUUCGGAAGUCAGCCAAGCGCGGUCAUUGCACGCGUGCUGAACAAGAAUGCUGUAUAAUGACAGACUAGAAACAAUAGACAACUCCCAAAGCACAAACUCAGCCAAAACGCUAAAAAUCUUCAAUUUUUACUCAAGUUUGGGCUUAUAGAGGGUAAUGUCACAGUUUUUCAAUGACCAUGAAAUUCAGAGUCCGGGUAGUUAGUUAAUCAAUUGUGGCCCUGAAAAAAUUUAAAGGAAAAAAAAACUACGAUUUUUUAAGAAAAUGCUUUUUUCGUGAGAAGGACUCUUAAACGCUGACAAACGUCAACAAAUAGCGAAAACUGUAAUUUAUAUAUGUUUGCUUUGCUCGAAAUCGCGCGCAUUUACAAGGCCCUAAAGCGUUUUGCUGACUUGCAAGGACCCAUCUGGUAUAACGAUGCCCAAAAUAAAGAGAUGAAUCUCAUAGUUUAUUAGAUAUAAUCCGUGUAAAGUUUGCUUAUCAUUUUCACAUAAAUUAUGACCUAAAUUUGGAAACCGCUGAAUUUCUCGAGUUGGGUCUUUACGAUUUUGGUGAAACUCUGUUCAGCGCAAGGCACUAAUGCGCACUAUGUGUGGCCGAGAGAUUUUCACGAAAAAAUGCCGGCAACAGCAGAUUUUCGACUCAGACCUCAAAGGGGCGUGGCAUUAUAACCACGUGACAUUUACUCCGAUCGCCAAAAAUUUUAUGUUAUAUUGUAGAUUGAUCUAUAUGUUAUCCAUUCUAUGUGUUACACUUACGAUAAAAGUAAAGGUGGGGAUACCAGAGAGCUUCAAAGUAGGAUGGUACCCCCCCAAAAAAACUGGGUCGAGUCACCUUAAUGCAUGCCACCAUUAAAGAGACGUUAGUGCACAUCACCCGUGUUGAACAAUAUUUACAUAUUUAUCAGUUUUAUUAGAAGCCGGAAGGCUGUGGUGAUAACAAGGGGAGAUGUGGUGCCCUUCGAAGGUGUGCGUGCUGUUUAUUUUUUCAUAGCCAGAAAUUUUUAUAUCUGAGGUGUGUGCUUGUCACCAACCUCUUUUGUUCACGCGCCUCUAACCUUAAGUUAUCACUUAUUCCAGGGUACCCAAGGUCCAAAAGGGAAUACCGGACCACCAGGAGCUAACGGACAGGCAGUGAGUUAUGUUUUGCAAUUUAUUAAUUUUACUCUUAAAAUGACGUUUAGCAGUUAGGGGAUCAUACUUGCGUGUACUAUACUACUUUCGGCUACAACUGAAUAAAAUGCACUGAAAAGAUAUAACGGUCAUGCUGAGAGUUCGUGACAAUAUGGCGUGAAAAAAAAGUUAGUCCUGUAACGUGUGUUCAGAAAAGUUCAGAGGGGUUGUCAGACGGCUUAGGUUUUGAAAACAAAGAAAAGGUUGGGACGGUGUCGAGACAGUGUUUAAAAUAUUCUUUACGCUUCACAACAUCUCGUACGGUGUUGAAGCUCUUUAAAGGUAGAUAACGCCUUGAAACGAUUUUAUAAAUUACUUCUACAACUACUACUACUACUACUACGAUGACGACGACGACGACGACUAAUAUUAACAAUUAUAAUGAUUAUAACAUUGAUAAUGAAAGUGAAAAAUAGUUUUCAAAGAUCAGGACCACUUUAAUUGACUGCCAAUUACUGCAAACAUAAUGCGGAGUAGGCCUGCAUUGUGAAAGCCACCAAAUCACCUAGAGCCGGAAUGUUACAGAUUACAAAUGUUGUUUUAUCCAUGGUUUAGGGCAUCAUCGGUGCACGUGGCGCUCCUGGUGCAAAGGGUGCGAAGGGAGAAAAGGUAACCAGUUUUAUUUUAAACUUGAAAUGUUAUUUUCAAUGAUAAUAGAUCCUUCCAUUGUAUCAGUUUUGAACUUUUGACAUGGACCAGUUAGUAAAAAAACUGUCAACACCGCUAAAAAGAGGGCCUAAAAAGAAGUAAAAUUGCCAAGUUGGAGAUUUAUUUAUUAGAAAAGAACGAAGAUAUGGCUUCGCAAAGGGACAAUAUUUUACAGACUUUUGUAUGGUGUGGGUCGCCAACUGGCCUUUUACUCUACAAAGUCGGCAAAAUUUUAAUAGUGACUUUGGUGAGCUCUACCUUCACUCGCUUUAGACCUUUCACUUAAAAACUUGGCAACUUUACUCGCGUCUGGGCGCUCGUUUUAGCCCUCAUCAAAACUUGAAUAAAACAAAGGAAAGGGUCUAAUAUUCAGCCGGCCAAGAAAACCAAAGCCUUUCAAAACACUCAUAGUUGCUAUUUUAUCUUAUAUUUUAUCUUAAAGAUUUGCUUGUUCUUAUUCAAUCUAAGAGAGUUUCCUCUAGGGGCGUUUACUGUUAGAGGAUAUUUUCAGUGCAGCUGAAUGGUCUUUAUGUGUGUGUAAAAACUGUUUCCUUUCUUGUCAAGCAUUAAACUAAAAUUGUUUGUUUGUUUUGUUAAGGGUAACCCCGGCUCGCUGGGAAUUGCAGGCAUAGCUGGUGCUCCUGGCCCCAUUGUGAGUAUAGUAAAUAUAAAUGUACUUUAAGCUUAUGUCAGAAUCCAAGAAAAGAUAUUUUGAUGGAUACUUUUACCAUUCCUUAUUCUUGUUUACAUCUGGUAACCAAAAAAUGAAACCAAGAAAAGUCUCUCGCGAAAUGCACAUUUCAAGAGAUUACUCGUUUCUAUCGUUGUCAUCUUUUUUGUCGAUCGUUUACACUUAUUUGUAUACGCAGUGAACGUAAACCGCGAGUUCUAUGCAAUACAUUAUGUUUAAUGGUAUGUUGUUUUUGCGUCAAUCUAAGACACUCUAAGUAAGUUUAUCUCUCCCUUAAGGGUGCUACAGGUGAACAAGGGGAUAUAGGAGCCAAUGGUGCGGCUGGAAGAAAGGUUUGGCAAAAACGUGUUUUUCUUAGUUCAGACCUUGAACUUCAAUAUUUUAAAUGUUAGAUUUCUUGAUAUAAACAAAUGUCCUUAAGGUAUAGACAUGUGUUUCGUUAUCAUAAAAAGAAAAUGAAUUUUUGGUUCGGAAAAUUAACUUGAAUUUACAGAAUAAUUUUUUUCUAGCAUUCGAAUUCUUUAACAAUUCAUGAAGAGAUAACGGUGGAUAUCUCUAGUCUGACGGUGAAUUGGAUGUAUGAUACAGGUUGACAAGCUGAUUUAAAAAUAGUUUGAGAAUUGUUGAGAGAUUGCGAAGGUUUAUCAGCGUGUUUCUGUCUGGUACUGAUCUAGCGUAAUCCGUUUGAAAACUGGUUCAUAUUGGAUCCUUUUCCACAACUUCUCUGUUAUCGUUAAACCAAAAAAUCCUUAUCCAUUUUAUUUGAAGCACUAUAUAUUUUUUUUUAUUCACCUCUAGUUGGGGUGUUGUAGUCGUUAUUCAAACACCGAGAAGUGAUUAAACCGACUUCAACCAGUGCAUGUGGAUACCAGAUAAAACACUCUUUCUUGUGUUUUAUAUAGCUUUUCAAGUAAUCGAUGAUUGUUGACGAAUUGUUAAGUAAACUUUGUAAAAAUUCAUGGAUAUUUCUCGAAACAAAAUUGGUGAGAUAAUAUGUUUGUUAUGUGUAGGGAGAGGCAGGACAGCAGGGACCAGACGGCGAGCGAGGUCCAGCUGGAAAGGAUGUAAGCACCUUUGAUUUAUCUUUUUUUUUUCAAAGUGGUGUUAUUUAUACUUUUUUCGGGUCACCAUUGAUACAUGUUUAGUUCCAUCAAGGCAUGGGAGAGCGUCGGUCUGCUCAGCGGGAGGUCACGGGUUUGAACCCCGGUCGGACCAACACUCAGGGUCUUUAAAUAGCUGAGAAGAAAAAGCUGCCUUUGUAAUGACAUCUGCAAACGGUUAGACUUUCUAGUCUUCUCGGAUAAGGGCGAAAAACCGUAGGUCCCGUCUCAAGCACUUACACUUAUCUGGUUCUUGUGGGACAUAAAAGAACCCACAUCACUGUUUGAAAAGAGUAGGGAACGUAGACCCCGGUGGUGUGGUCAACCUUCACACAUCACAUCAUUCACAUCAUGGGUUGGGUGGGUAUAGGAAGCUCAUAAAUGGACUGAGAGCGGCUGCCAGUGCGCCUUUGUGUGCUGACGUCCAAGCUUACUGUUCAUAUGUUAAAAAAUGUAUUAUAAGAGGGCACGUCUGUUGUCCUCUCAUCCACGACUCUUUAUUCAUUCAUUAAUUUUAUGCGGCUUAAAAAACAUGUGAGCUUCUUGUCAACAAACCUCCUAGUCUAAGGCAGCGGGAGUUAAAACAGAAACGCAAAGAAGAAGAAGCAUCAGGUACUUUAUUAAAAGAUUUCCUGGGGUUUUGUACAAGGUUCAGGGGUAAAAUUACUUUGUUGCUUGAGAUAUGUCAUCAUCAUUUUGUCCGGCUGCCAUCUUUGAGUUAAGCGUUUGCUGCAGACGUCUUUUGGCCUGUGCCUCCGUGAAUAUGGUGGUUAUAGCAGUAAGCAGUGAAUGGGAAAAAAUGUUGUGAUUUAGAUGAAGGACGACAAAAUAUAAGCUCAAAAAUUGAGCGUUUAGUGUUAUUUUUCUAGGGUGCUCAAGGCGCUAAAGGAGUGCAAGGUCAGCCUGGAGUCAGAGGUCAUAAGGUGAGUGCAAUAGAACUUGAAAACGAUUACCCGUUCAAUACUUGGAGGUCAGUUUAAAAGAAAUUCAAGGAAAGUGUCGAAUUUCAGUAAUUUUGUAAACGACGACAAUUACCAACGGAGCUAAUUUAUUGUAAAGAGCGGGGGGUAGGAUUUUAACCACAAUGUGGAAAAGUACCAUACGAAAGUACUACUUAGGAGGUCUGCAUUUGGAUAGUCAUCAGUUCUACGGGAUCUCAUCUGCACGCUUAAAAGUUGGAACUACAAACUAAAUAAUGAAAGUCGUACUGCUGAAGGCGUUUCUUUGGAAUGGUAAUAUACCUUAAGAUUUAACCAGAGACUCAAGAGUUAGAACUGCACUCCAAUCACUCCAAUCCAAGCGCAAACGACGAAACAAGAAACACUGGGGCUAAUGCUUUUAAUGCAUUUAUCAGUUGAAAAAUGAAUAUUUUCUUUGGACACGAACAAAUACAAAACAAAUUGGUCGCAACCCCACCCUCCUUAACCUGCUUUUACAAUGAGUGUUGUUUACAAAGAACUGACGUUUUGUUCAUCUCUGGUCUAUCCCUCCUCUCCUGGUAUUGAGAAGUGAAAUGUUGUCGACAUAACUAUUUCGUUUCUUCAAGUAUCCAAUUCAAAUUAAAAAGAGCAAACUGAAUCGAAAGUAUUACUCUUACUAAUGCCAUCUUUGCCCUUAUCUAGGGAAAUCGAGGCCCAAUGGGAGAGCCUGGCGUUGCUGGACCAAAGGGACCAAAGGUUUGUCUAAGAAUAAGGUUUUGUAAAGUGUUUGGGUUCCGUGAAGUGCUCCAUUGCUAGAUCUUGGGGAUUUUGGGUGCUUGCUUGCGGUAGUUUCGUCUGCUAGUCCUCUUUUAUAGGCCUUUACUGCAAUGACCCAAUAAUAUUUGUUGAUAUUUUGUUAGGGUGAUAUUGGGGAAGAAGGACCACGAGGGCCGCGAGGUCUUAAAGGAUCCAGGGUGAGGAAGUACACUUUCUUAUAACUGUCUUUUAGUCAACUGUUCCAGUGACGGCAAUAUCAGGUAAUAUCUCUUCUUCAGUAGAAUGGCAGUAUAAGCAAUAUUGUUUCUUUUACGUAACAACUAUCGUCAAAUUCUAACACAACAACAUGCAAAAAGGUUUUCUACAAUGUCAUUUUAAAAUGUUUUCAAAACCAUUCAUUGUCACUUUUGAAGAGUUAAAAACAAACAAAAGCGUUUUUUUAAAGUGAGCCGGAGGUUCUUCCUUGUUUUGAACUGAACUACAGAUUCUCGAAGAGACAUAAAACCUCUUUCACUCGCGACAACCAGAAAACAAGAAAAUCCUGUGAACACGGCCCAGAAAAUGACAAUCCAAAGUUCAACCAAACAAAACGGAGAAGCGACAACGGAGGAAGUGCCGGGGUCGAUUGUCCCAUAUACAGAAGAAGAAAUAAAUACCUUCAAAGAGGACAUGGCCCCUGAAAACACGAAAAAGAGUACGCCGCUUGCAAUCGUCCUGAAUCGUGGUACUUAGAAAAGUAUAAAACAGAGCUGAACUUGAACAGCAUUUCUAAAACAUUUCAAAGGUACUUACCUUAUGUCAAUCGCGACGUUAAACAUGUUAAACUUUCAGUGCUUUCGCUUGGACACUUGAUUUUUUCUGGAGCGCGCGCUCAGGAUAAAAACAAACAAUAGAUAUUAUUGCUGUUUUCUUUUUUUUUCUUCUGAUUUUUAUUCAAUUAUGCGAUUCAAGGAAAAUUCAUUACCUGACUCGAGAAUUCCACGUUAAAUUGGCGAUGUAUCUUCUCUUUAGAAUAGCAAUAUCAGGUAACGUAUGUUCUCCGAUUUGUAAUAUCAGGCAAUAGUCUCUUUUUUGAAUAAUAAUAUUGGGCAAUGUCUCUACUUAGAACGGGAAAAAUCAUUCAAUAUCUCUCCUCUUCUUAGAACGAUAAUAUUAGGCAAUGUCUUUUUGUUGAUAAAAGGUUUAUCUUGUAAGUCAAGAACAACUUGGCCAUGGAGACGACAAGAUCUGUUCUUAGAACAGCAAUGUCAGACAAGGUCCUUUCUAAAAAUAGCAAUAUCAGGGCUUUUCAGAGGGGCAAUAUCAAGCAAUGUCUCCUCUAAGGAUAGCAAUAACGAAUAAAAUCUCAUUUUGAAACGGCAAUAUCAGGAAAUGUCUCUUCUUGGAACGUGAAAAUUGUAAGUCUUCUUUUACAGGGCGUCAAAGGUGAAGUGGGUCCCCCUGGUCUCCCUGGUAUUCAGGGACUUCAGGUAAGCAAGAUUAUUAUAAAUAUUAUUUACAACCACAAGCAUAUUCUGCUGAUAAUUCCUGAUUACUAAAAGGAACAAAUCACUGGUCUGAUACUAUAAUAAACUCAUUACGACGUCACCUUGAGAUAAAGGGCAACAGUUCAUAUUGUAGAAAUGAAUUUAGGACAAUAAUAAAAUGCAGGUAUAUCAUGUGGUUGAAAUGGCUCAAAAAAACUUAUGUGUCUUUUACAUCUUUCUUUCAGGGCAGAUCUGGAGAAACUGUAAGUAUAAUUCAAGUUUGUACUCAAAGGCUCGUUACUUGUUUGGUAGAACCCUGUAAUUGCUAUUCCUUUAACAUAUACUGUUCACUCAGUCUUAACGUUUUUCGCUGCAAUCUUCGCAGAAUAAAAAGGAAUAGCAAACCUCCAUCCCCCGCAGAUGAAGCCGCGCGCGCGAAGGCCAAAAGCGCCAUUUUCCUUUCCUUGAUUUUUAUUUAUUUUAUGUAUCUACUUAUCAUUGUUUUUUUUUUUUGGUGGUGGGGGGGGGGGGGGGGUUGGGGUCUAAAUUUUCCAUCUAUUUUGUCCAAGAUUGUAGUAACAUCAGUAAGCUAGGACUGCGCAAAGGAAAGGGUCACAAAACAGAAACGGCACGCUUUUGUGUAACGCCCAACUUACAAAGUUAUUACAGAGACAUGCAGCGGCAAGUUGUUAAGUGUUGGAUGAAUUAAUUGAUGUUACCACUCGAAUGAAAUCUACUCGUUUUGUAGAACUUUUAGUGUAACGAAGAUUUUUAGUUGUAGUAUUUUUGGAAAUUGAUUAAGAAAAACAAAGCAACAAAAAAAGCGUAAUGUGGCCGUUUUUAAUUGUACCUUUGGUAGUGUUUAGGCUGGGUUUAACGAUUUUUUUCUCGCUGUCUUCUUUUUCUCUUUGCCUUUGCCAGUUUUACUGCCCAGUUUGUCGUCUUUCUUUCUUUUUACUGGCUUGUUUCCAACAAAGGGACAAAUUUAAUCUGUAAAGAGCAGUAGGUAAAUAGCAAAAUUGGCAGUGGAUUUGUCCCAAAACGUUGCUUGAUUGUUUGUCUGUAACUCUGUCAGGAUUGGUCAAAAUUUGGUAAACGAGGCACCAGUGGAAAGAACUAUUCUCGUCAAUUUUGCUAAUUACCAUCUUAAUUGCUUAAAUGGAAAGCUUAAUCGGUCCAGGAAGAAAAUAUGCAUGGGUCCAGAUGGACCAAAAACAACCAAAGCGGACGUCAAAUAGAUUUGUUAAUAAGUCAGUUUGUUAGAUGUAUCUCGUGUGACAGAAUUAUUGGUCGGUGCGAAAAUUAAACACCGUUCACGUCUAACUCGAGAUCUUAACCUCCAGUUAGGCUCCCACACCAAUUCUUGCAUGUGCUUACCAUGUUUAUCGAUUAUCUCUUUUUCCUCUUUAGGGUUCCAAAGGACCUGGCGUAAGUAUGGACUGAUUUGUGUCACAAAAUUUACAAGAAAUAAGUCAGUGGUGACUUAUUCUCUAAAUGCUUUCUGGCGAUUUAAUGAACUCGGUAUAACGUCGAUUCGUUUCAGUUACUUUGGUAUGCACAUCAGAUUCAUGCCCCACUAAUCACCUCUGCCUCCUGCGUCCCUGACGCGUGAAAAUCCCCUAAGACGUAAAAUAAUUUAUGGUAUGCGUCCCGUAGGACGCAAAAAUCGAUUGAUCGAUCUGAAGAUGUUUUUGUAGAUUAUCCCAUUUGCGUGAUUUCUGUGGCUGUUCUUGUGGCUGUUGUUUAACGGUGCAUAUUUCUUUUAGUCUUUGUUGUGCUUGACUAUAAAAGGUAUAUUUUUAUUUAAGUAAACUGUAAUACAGAGUUUUGAAGUCUGUCUUUAGAUUAACUGUGUGGUUACAGAGACUCAGGGACUCGUGUUUUUGAAUUGAGACUCAAUGGUUCUGGACUGGACUCAUGAUUUUUUGCAAGAUGAGUCCCAGGACGCACCAUAACUAUUUGUAACAAAAUCACUGACUAAUGUCUUUUUUCCCCUUCGUUAUUCUCAACAUUCGGUUUAAUGUUGGUGCUCGUUUUCAGUUUUCUUCUUGCCCAUUACCUUUUGGACGCUACAAAAUCAACCCUUAGUUAAAAUUCCUUAUUCCUUAUAAUUUUUGUUUUUACACCUUUGUUGUUUACAGGGAGAACAAGGGCCAAAGGCAAGUUAUCUUUAAAUUAAUUGAUUUAUUGUCAAAUUUAACACUGAGUAAUUGCAAGUCUUAACUUAUUUUUCUCCGUGUUCUUUUAUCAUUUGCUUAUUUAUUUUUAUGUUUCAAUAGGGAAGAGCUGGUGCACCUGUGAGUAUCGUUUUUUUUUUUUGAUUUGUUUCAUUUGUUUUGCUUUAACGUGUUCGCUAAGCACUGUAAAUUAUGUACACGUUUGUGCAGUGAAACCACUCGCCUGUGGCUCGUGGUUCCACUCGAGUUUUGAACAUUUUAUGACGUCAUUUCUAUGAUCUAUAAGAGUGUAGGCCAUGGAAAAUUGUGGUCGAUUUGUUAACAGUACAACAUCAGGGGUCAAGUGUAGCUAUUGUUUUCUGACUCUAAAACAAUGCUUGUUAAUGACACGUGUAGAAGUUUUAUUAAAUUGACCCCGGAUCUGUUGUUAAAAAUAGUUGCAGGCUUGCAGCAACUUUAUUUAUUUCCUCAAAAUCUUGGUUACACUGAAGAUAAAUAAAACACAACCCGCAAGUACCAAAGGCUAAUCGAGGCGGGUUGUGUAAAAUAAAUUAAUAAUCGAAUAAAUAAAAUUAUUAUUCAUUCAAAAUAUUUCUCUUAUUCUGAUUGGCUCGAAGCACACGCAUAAUUCACCGUAACCAGUUGCUGAUGACCAAAUUUGAAAGAAUUUUGUGUUUAGCUAGGAAAUGACGUCAAAAAUGCAGCGAGAGCCUCUAAGUCCCCUUAUUUCACGUCAUACUUCAGGUUCCCUGAAUACUACUUCUAAUCUAAUGAGCGUGUUUACUUCACUUUAAUUAGUAAAAUGGAUAACUGGUAUUAGUAGCCACAGGCGCUUAUUAACUUUUUAGAUUUCUCGGUGCGAUUGUUAUUUGAAGGCUGUGCUACUUUGGGGGCAGCCAAUUUUGUAGCUUUUUUUAAUCUUGCUUUGAUAAACAAGGAAAAAACAGACAGAGAAAAAAAGAUAUUUUAAGGGCUGUUCCUGAUUCUCAUCAAUUAUAUCAGCAUUAACAAAUGUUAAAAGAUCAUUAAAAAUUAACAGGCGCGACAUUGUUGCUGGGAGAGAGCGGCGCUGAUUUUAGUAAAAACAGUACCGUUAUAUCGUCGUGUGAAACUAAAGCUAUCUCUACUUUUUCUGUCUCUUAGGGUCCACCCGGCUCAACAGGCGAACCAGGAUCGGUAAGUUAUAAAAGAGUGCACGAUAGAGCAGCUGUUUUAAGCAGGGAAACUGUGAACAACUUGUUAACACUGAAUCUAGGGAUGCAUUCUUUUUGACGUUACUACACCAAUCUUUUUAAGACAAAUUUGAUGUAAUAUAUUAAGCAUAAGACGCAGUGUUUCAUCACCAGAUGAAACACUGCACUGAGAAGAGAGUUGAAAAUACGACUCGCUGCGGAAUAUUUUUGACGAACUUCAAGGCGUUUCAUCUGGUGAUGAAACACUGUGUCGAAUGCUUGAUAUUACUUCUCAAACAAAAUGAUUUGAGGAGACAUUAAGGAUGCAAAAAUGAGCAGUUUUUCAUCAGACUUCCAAACACUCAUUAAACUUUAAUUUUCUUUGUAUUUUCUAUGUGAAUUAUUAAUGAGUUUGAAAAGGUGAUAUUCUUUCUUUUCUACUUAGCAAUUUGAUAAAAGCAAAACCAUCGCUAAAAACAACAACGGAUUAAUAUAGGACAGCUUCAGUCCUUAUCAGAACGUAACACUAAGUUAAGAAGCCCAGACUGAUUGAGUAACGCCAUUUCCGAGUUAUGCCAAGCCUCUGUUUCAAAGCGAGGCUAAGUGUAAAAUUAUUGUAGAAUCAUGCAAACAAAACUCAUUUUGAGAAGAAAGCUUUUCCGUUGAGCCUCGCUUUGAAAGCGAGAGUUUUAGUCCUCGGAAAUGGCCUAUUUGCCUAAAAAAUGCAAAAUGGAAGAAACAAUUUUUGAAGACAAUGUUUAGAAUGACGUAACUGGGGUCUCUCUAGGUUUUAUGUAGCAGCUUUAGUUUUGAAUGAGACGCCUGUCCAUUGUAAGAGUUCAACACUGAGUAUGGCGUACUAUCUACUAUUUACGCUUUCUUUCUCUUUUGUCUUGUAGAUUGGCAGCCUCUUUGUAAGUCCUUCAAUAAUAAUAAUAUGGCAAGCAGUAGUUGUAUUAGGAGGGGACAGAAAGCAGUGAAAUGCAACUUUCAACAGAAAAAAAUAAACUAUUAAAGUACUUAAAGUGGAAAUCUUUACUGCUAAGAUGAGAGCCUUGUGGUUAUUCUGAUUGAUUGAUUGAUUGAUUGAUUGUAUUAUUAUAAUUUAUUUAUUUAUUUUAUUCGUUCUUAAUUUCGUUUUGUUCGUUCGUUCGGUCAUCACCCACCCAUCCAUCCAUUCGUCCGGUUGUCUGGUCGUUUGUGCGUUUGCCUAUUCAUUUUUUCUUUCAUGCAAUCAUUCAUUGGUUGAUUGAUUGAAUUAAUUAAUUCAUUCACUCAUUCAUUCAUUUUAUCUAUUUAGUCAAAGUGUUUUUAUAUUUAUCUAUUAAUUAGUUUAUUUAUUUAUGUGCAUACAAGACUAUUAAGACGUAUUCAAAUUUUCUUUCUCGUUAUGGCAGGGCUCUGCUUCAAGAAGAAGACGACGGUCCGUUUCUAACGACGCUGAAGAUCAAGUAAGUUUGAAUGUUCACAAAUUUCUUCUGAAAAUGCCGACUUUUCGAAGGUCUCAUAUUUACCAAUACAAGGCCUAGGCUGUUAGGAAAUCAUGUUUGUCUUAUUAAUUCAACCCUUCCCUCCGAGUGGCGGUCUAAAACGCCGUCCCAGAACUCCAUGAUAUCUGAGGAAUCCGUUAAUGAGCAGUUGUCAAUAUUAUGUUGACGAGCUGUGGAGUGAUAUAUAUGUUGCUCUCAUAUUAAGAGAGGAAAUUUCACGUGUGUUUGCUUCUUUCCGGCGGCCACAUUGGUUUCCCCCCUCUCUCUCCUCUCUCAAACGGACGUAACAUUGUUGGCCAACAACUCCCAACAUUGUUGGAUGUUACAUGUUGCGUCCGUUUGCACACCCUGUUGUAUGUUGUUGGAUGUUGUUGCGCAAAGUUUGAAACCGGUCAAACUUUUCAGCCAACAACUCCCAACAUUUCUUUUGUUCCGUGAUUGCCGAAGCGUAGCGCAACAAUGUUGGAUCCGUUUGCACAGCUCUUCCAACAUUGUUGGGGCCACGCAAGCUCAUUACGCAUGGUUUGCAAAGACUUAUGAGUUGUAUCCUUCCCACGAUGCACUGCAGGUCCCAACAUUGUUGGGAGUUGUUGCAUUCGUUUGGACACCACUGCCAACACCCACGCAACAACUCCCAACUUUGUUGGCGCAACAAUGUUGGGAGUUGCUGCGUCCGUUUGCACGCAGCCUUAGAUUAUAGGCGGAUCCCUGUUGACGUCAUUGUUUACAUUAUUUUUUGCUCUUUGGGAUACAAGUUAACCCAUAGAAAAAGUCGCCUUUUAUACAAAUAAGGUUCAAAAGUUGAAAGAGCUGGUUCAGUAAUUUGUGUAGUUUGUGGAAUUUACUGCUCUUUACAUUAAAUAACAAAGGAACUAUAGGCAAUCAAAAUCUGCGAAGUUGCUGGUUGGCAAACUGAACCUUAAGGAGCUCGAACAUUCCUUGUCGAGCUUUUCAAAGAGAAUUUCUCUGAAACUAUUCGCUAUAUCGGGCUAAUAUUUUCAGAUAUAACAGAAGUUGUUAUGCUCUUUCAAUAUUCGGAGUUUUAUUUUUUUAGCUUCAUCAGAUAAUGAUAAGCAUAUGUUAAUCAGGCUAAUAAUGUAAACAAGGAUUCGCAUAUUUAGAACCACAAUAACACUCGCUGAACACUCAAGGGAGUGAUAAACUUACCAUUACUUUUUAUCUUAAAUUAACUUCAAUUCUUUAUUCUCAUUGCUUAGUUGGUUUAUCGUUUCCUGGUUGUUUUCGCAUUGGAAGUCCUCAAGAUGCUUAAAGACCUAGAAACACAUCGUGUUGUUUUUUAGUAGUGAUGUUCUAUUACCACUGAUUUAUCGUCUUCUGUUUGUUUUCGUAAGUUUGUAGAGCUCACUGUGGGUGUAUUGGAAGUCCUGAAGAUGCUUAAAGACCUAGAAACACCUCGUGGUGAUUCAAUGACAAAUUCAGCAAGAACCUGUCGUGAAAUUAUGCUCCUGAAUGAUUCGCUUCCUGACGGUAAUAAGGGCUAGUGAAAAAAUCAAUUAAAAGUCCUUAGUUUAAGCAGUCAGCCAAAUAUCUCAGGUGUUUAGGUGGUUGAGUGAUUUAUCCAGCGGACUGUGGAUCAAGACGAGGACCCGGUAGGGUCGAAUCUGAGAGCUGCGUCGCCGUUUUAAACAAGAAACUUUUCAGCGCUUUUUUUAACCCUUCAGGGGCCCGUUUCUCGAAAGUCCCGGUAAUUUUUGCGGCCCUUAAAACUGUUUUAUGUUUGCCGUGUUUGCAUUCAAGAUCAAAGUUUCUAUAAUUUUGAAAAUGAAAAUAAUCAGUUAACAAAGCAAAAUUGACCGGAUUGUGAGCUAGCAACUGUGCUACUAUUCAACAUGUUUUGAGUUUAAAAUUUGCCUUAGAGCCUGAAAAGUUGUACCAGGCCCUUCGAGAAACCCUAGCCCUGGUUGUUAAAACUUUGAACAGCUCUAUCCACCGCUUAAAUCACUAUCCUACGGAUAAGUAUUAGAGAAACCAAUUGCGUUACCCCUGUGUAGUGAUUUAUCCGGUGAAGAGCGUUAUCCACCCCUUUGGAUAACUAGCACCAGGUGUAUGGAUAAGAAUUGGCGGCUUACCACUGAGGAAACCCUACCUCGGAUGGCGUAGCGUCCCAUCUAGGGUCUGUUGUUGUAUUCUUACGGAUACUUCCUGCGACUGAUGAAACUGGAAUAAUCCCAGUCGGGCCUCGUCUUGCUUCGGUAUGUUUGUGUCAUUUAGUGAAAUCCAAUUAGUGGUCUAUUAUCAAUGCUGCGUUCUGAUUGGUUGAGCUACUACUAGGCUAUAUGCUAUAGCCUACUAGUAGCAAAAAGCGCGGGCUUUUUGGCGGCAAAAAAGGAUUAAAGUGUAGCUUUAACUAGCUAAAAUUUUUUUCGUCUCGAUAUUUUUGACCAACUAGUUGGAUUUUACUAAAACAAUUAUUCCUCUCACCCUCAUGGCCUCUGAGUCAAUAGCCCAUUCGUCCUUCGGCCUCAUGGGCUAUUGACUCAGAGCCCAUGAGGGCGAGAGGAAUAAUUGUAAAAUAUCCGUACGAACCUCCACUAAAAAAAAAUGGGAAAAACAAACAAACUACCGUGACUUUGGACACAUUUCUUUCACUUUCAGGCAAGUAUUGGCUUGAUCCAAAUGGAGGAUGUUCAGAAGACGCUUUUCAGGCAGAGUGCAAGUUCACUAAAGGAGGACAAACAUGUGUUUAUCCAAAGCAACAGCAGGUUGACUAUUUAUGAUCCAAUCUUCUUUGCAUUUCGGUCUAGCUUGUUUAGAGUGAUUUUAAAAUCCGUGAAACAGUAUAUGACGAUAGGUAAAAAAAAACACUGAAAUUAGAGCACUGCGUAUUAGUCUACUAUCUAUUUCACUGCUUAAGGAAAAUCACUCUUAAUGGCUUAUCUUAUCACCUAAAGGCGUGAAUAUAACAGCAAUAUUUUCCAUUGAGAUGAAUAGGGCGCUAACUCACGCCACUAUCAAUAGUAAAUAAGAGUAACAAAGCCGUUGAAGAAAGGUGGCCAAUUACGGUACACUUCAAAAGGGUUCUUUUUUUUUCUUUUCUUUUUAUUCACCUCUUGCUCACCAAUUUUUUUUAUAACGUUAUUUCACAUUUUCAGGGUGAUGUUUUGAAGGAGACUGCAAAGGUACAUUUUUUCUAGAUAUUUUCAGCAAUAAUUUGAAGACUAAUAUUUGUUACAAUUUCGAGCCAAAGUGUAUCGGAGGGGAAAAUUCUCACUAAUCCCAAACGCUUGGAACAGAAGAAUAACGUCAUGAAGGUGAUGCAAAAUAAUGUCGUGAAAGCGAUCAAUAUGUCUCCAGUUUUUCCUUUCAAAGAGAGUGGGUACGAUACAGUGAUCCCAGGACAGAGUCGCCCAGCCGAGUCAACUGGGGCGAGCGUAUUCGCCACUUUGAGGUUGCGCGGGAGACCGGGUCAAGAUGGUUGUCAAAGUGCAUUGUGGGACUGUUUUGGGAGACGCAUUUUCAACAUGGCGGCAAUUUUGUCCCCAAAACAGUCCCACAAUGCACUUUGACAACCAUCUCGAUCCGGUCUCCCGGGCAACUUCAAAGUGGCGAAUAUAUGAGAAAAAAUGUUGACCCUUUGACCGAAUCAACAGCACUCGGGCGUGCUCUGAUUGUCUAAAACAUCGCCAGUGCAUGCUCUGAUUGACUUGCCUUGAACGAGUUGAUCCGGCUUAGCGAGCCAAAGUGUUUAAAGAAAAACGUUUGCCCGGCUAGGAGGGUGAAGCCUACCAUCGAAAAAGGGUGACCCGACUAGGCGAUGCAGAGAUCUCUCACGCACAGUUGAUAUCUCUCAUCUUCUGAAUAACAAGAAGAAAAACCGCGUUUUAAAUGGCAUUUGUGUAUCGUUUCUAUUUUUUUUUACGUAUAUUUUAUUAAUCUCUUGCUCUGUUGUAGUUUUCCUACGAGGCCAGUCCCACGCAGUUCAAGUUCCUUCGUCUUUUGAGCAAGAAAGGCGUCCAGAAAGUCUCUCAUGAAUGCGUCGACUUUAAAAAUGACUUAACAAUAUCGAGUUUUACCGGGCAAAAGAUUUCCACGGAACACUCCAAGUGUAAGGUAAGCACAUGCGCAAAAGUUGAAGCCGGUUUCAUGUAAAGAUUCCUUACCUCUACCUUUGUGUUCCCCAAAGAUGGGAAUGUGCUUUCAAAUAAGAAGCCUUUAUUUGCGGACUUUUUUCGGUCCAUUAGGUCGGCCUUCGCUUUUCCUUAUUUAGGGAUUGAAAUUUCUUAUAGUAAUACUAGACAGCUUUAGAUUCGAGGACGAGGACGACUAUGAAGACGAGAUUUGACAUAAGUUUUUUUCGCGUAUUCUAAAACAAUAAACAAACCCGGAAAGUUUCAUUUUACUUUUUUCACCAAAAUUGUUGGCAGGGUUAUUUCUGUUUAAGGAGGUUAAGCCCUUUUCGUAUCGCAAAAUGAUAAACCUUGUAACAUUUGAUAACUUGCGUCCGUCACUAUGACAAUCAUUUUCGCUAAAACCCAUAGUAGAAUAGACCUCUUUAGGUUGUAUGUUUUGUUUUCCCAAUAACAGGUCAUGUGAUAAUACCCUAGAGAACUGUUUCUUUCAAAUUUCGUCUCAUUCACGUGCAUAUCUACGCAUAAAUUGUGAGAAGACAAAGGGUUAAGUUCCUGAGACCUCUAUUAGGAAAACAAAACAUACAAGCUAAAAAGGCCUAUUCCGCCGGCGGCUAUCGCGUCAGUUUUCCCGUCAAAAUGACGCGGUAUCACGCGCCCGCACUACAUAGUAUUGAAAAAAUUGUUCCCGUUGUCGUCCUAGUCGUAGAUUCUAAGGGACUCUUCCUUAAUUUCCUGGUAAAUUUACAUUCCUUUUUUUUCAGCGCGGCCAGAGACAAGUGCACGCCAUCGACAAAAAGGAAUUGCUACCGCUGAAAGACGUCUCCACCUUGAACCAACAGCCAAUAAGAUUCAAGCUCGGUCCGGUCUGUUUUCAAUAAUUUAACCAUUCAGUUAUAACAUUAUGUUGCUUUAGAAUUAUAAAUACAUUUUGUAAGAACAGGAUUAAUAUAUGGUAUAUUAGAAAGCGAGAAGUGAAAAAGAAAGGACUCACAGUUUCGUCCCUUUUUGUGUUGGCAUAGAUAUAUUUUACUUCUAUAAAAGUAGGCUUGUUCGCAUGUUAAAAAAGCAGACUUUUAACAUGCUAAAAAAUAUCUGUAUUAUCAUUUUUUAUACUUUUAGAGUAAUGUUUAAAUUUUGUUGCCUUUCCGUAUGUGUAGGACGGUUUAUAAAAUUAAACUCACUACAGUGAAACCUCUAUUCACCUCUACUCAAGGGAAAAAAAAUUUGGUCCCGGAAAAAUGUUCACAUAAUCUUUGUAUCUUUUACCUCUAUUCAGGUACCCUG
This is a messenger RNA of Porites lobata, 50887 nucleotides long. The record is from the annotation of a GenBank genome assembly. NCBI's taxonomy places the organism in Eukaryota, Metazoa, Cnidaria, Anthozoa, Scleractinia, Poritidae.